AUGCCUAGUUAGCUAACUAAUUAGCCUAGCCAGUUAAAUCGAUUGACCCAUGCGUUAAUAAGCUAGCUACUUCCAUCAUCAAAUGAAUGCCAACAAUUUAUCAAUCUAGUAGUUGGUGAGAUAUCUAAAAAAAAAGUUGCUCUCAACAAGGAGGUUGCUUUAUCUCUUGUUUUGCAGCUAUUGCGCCCAGCAGUGGAGAGCGUCCUCAUUCAUGCUCCAGACAAUUGAAGCAUGCUAGUAACGUUAGUAUGCAGCCCAACAUAGUCAGAAGAGAUGCCGGAGUCUGGCAUCAAACGAGAAGCCUGCUUUACAAGAAUGUACUCAUCAAAUGGAGGACUAAACAACAAAGCCUGCAGGUUGGUAAUUUGCUGCACCUUGUGUUUUGUCUGUCUGAUUUGAACCACAUUGGGUCAGUUUCCCGGACACAUUAAACCUAGUCCAGGACUAAAAGCAAUUACAAUUGUUUCCCCAUUGAUUUUGUUUUUUAGUCCAGGACUAGCUUUAAUCUGUGUCCAGGACCUUUAUGUUUUGCGUCUGAGAAAAGUAGCUAGAUGUAUAACGUUAGCUAACUAGCCAACUCAUCUGUAUCUAACCCGUGCUGCCAGCAUCAUUUCCUGCUGCCAGGAGAACGCUAAUACGAAAGUAUUAUUGUAUUAUACACAACACCUUUUAGUUUUUACAAAGAAAUCCUUUCUCUUGUUUUACCGACCUCCAGAGCCUUUUGGCUUUAGCAUGCGCCACACCUGCCCACAAGCUUCUGUAAACUUGUUGUGACUAGUGAAAAUAUGACUGCCUUCUGCUUUGCAACUCAGCAGGUCUCCACGACCGUUCCAUCUUUGACCAUUCCAUCUUUGAUUUGGAAUUGGGGAAAAAAAGAUGAAACCUUUCCUCUUUUUUUGUGCGUUUUCCUUCAUUGUAGGGCCAUGCAUUUUUCAUUUUGAUUUAAGUUGCUCUAAUGCAUUAUUAAUGUGUGUCUCUUUCAUAUUUUCCUCCAGGGGUAGCUAGUGUUUGAGAGGGGCCUCCUGGAAAUUAAGUAGCUGUUUAAGGCAGCUAGUGGUGAAUAACUAGGUUCCAAAUGGCAUCCUGUUUCCUUUGUAGUGCACUACUUUUUUCCAGAACCCCAUUAAUCCUGGUCAAAAGUAGUGCACUAUAUUGGGAAUAGGGUGCCAUUUGGGACAUACACUAAGACUUAGAGCUCCUACUGUACUUGUGCUGUCAAAAUGAAGUGGUCGAUAGGCUUGGGCAGUAUCUAGAUUGUCAUACCUUUAUACCGCUCUUGUGCCAUCCCAGGACAUUCGGUAAUACCGGAACUGAACACAAGGAGCUAGCUAAUUAAAAAAAACUUCAAAGAAAUACUUUCAACGCUUUUGACUGUAUUGAAAAACCAUCCCUUGGCUAUUUCCAAAUACCCCGGUAUACAGUAUAGACUAGGCUUUUUAAUCCUUCCAGCCACACCAACCGCUCGUUGACUGUCAUCACCCAUCUUGGGCUGGCUGCAAUACUUUUAGAAGUUAUUAAUACGCAACCAAAUAAAUGAAGCAUGUUAUGUAAUGCUCCAAGCCUCCGUGCCAGGCCUGUCUGGAAGCAGAGCACCAAUGCCAGUUUAGCUCUAAUGAUUUUCCUUUGACGAAGAUGUGUUUAUCAAACGUGUCCUUUUUUUGUGUGGAUAUAACUGUUCAUUACAGAUUUAUAAACUAACAAUAAGCAAGUCAUUAAUUGUUUUUAAACUACUUAAUACCCCCUUCACAUGGUGUGCUUUUUACUCCCAAGAAACUGUCUCACAGAGUGUUUUUAUAUGGACCCAAUAGGGGUUAAGGCCCUGUGAUGGGGGGUACAUCAAGCUGCCUCGCUACAGAAACAGGAUAUAGGCUCCUAUGAGCUGUUCUGGCUCGCAAAAGCCAAGGCUGGUGCCAGGCUACUUACUUACCUAUUAGGCAUAGGACUAGGCAUGUCAUAGGAGCAGCUAACACAUCUUUUUUUAUCCGUUGCUGUUUGAAAGAUACGCCAACCUCCAGCCUAGGGCUUGACAUGCCAAACACUCAAAUUUUUACAUUUUAGUCAUUUAGCAGACACUCUUAUCCAGAGCGACUUACAGUUAGUGAGUGCAUACAACUUUUUUUUCUCUUUCAUUUUUUUUUUUUUCAUACUGGCCCCCCCAUGGGAAACGAACCCACAACCCUGGCGUUGCAAGCGCCAUGCUCUACCAACUGAGCGACACGGGGCCCAUAAUUUAGUGUUUCAAUGCAUCUCACUGCUCCCCAAGGUCAGCCUGUCAGAAUUCAGGGUUGUUUAAUAACAAUGCUUGUUUGUCAUCAACCUUGAUGGGAGGGAGAGUUUGAGACCUUGGACAAGCUGCAGACAGUGGGCUGGUUCGACAUGGCAGCCGACAGUGUAAGCGACUGCCGACUGACUGAUUUUACAAAUCACUUUUCAUCAUAAGUAACUACUCAGUCAUUAUUAAUUGUAGAUCAGUCAGUCAAUCACAAUGCAUUACAGAUUUGAUCCGCUCAAACAUGGUCAUCUAGUGGUUAUGUGCUUAUGGGGGAGGAGUAGGGAGUUUGGGGUGGGGAUGUUAUUAGGAUAUUUAUGGUAGUAGGAUGGGGAUGUUAUUAGGAUAUUUAUGGUAGUGUCACUGUGCUGUUUAUUACAAUGACAUGGUGAUAUCUAUUACAAUGACAUGGUGAUAUCUAUUACAAUGACAUGAUGAUAUCUAUUACAAUGACAUGGUGAUAUCUAUUACAAUGACAUGGUGAUAUCUAUUACAAUGACAUGGUGAUAUCUAUUACAAUGACAUGGUGAUAUCUAUUAGGAAUGACAUGGUGAUAUCUAUUACAAUGACAUGGUGAUAUCUAUUACAAUGACAUGGUGAUAUCUAUUACAAUGACAUGGUGAUAUCUAUUAGGAAUGACAUGGUGAUAUCUAUUAGGAAUGACAUGGUGAUAUCUAUUACGAUGACAUGGUGAUAUCGAUUACGAUGACAUGGUGAUAUCGAUUACAAUGACAUGGUGAUAUCGAUUACAAUGACAUGGUGAUAUCUAUUAGAAUGACAUGCUGAUAUCUGUUAGAAUGACAUGGUGAUAUCUAUUACAAUGACAUGCUGAUAUCUAUCCACGUUUUAAUUUGACCUCAGUCUUGUGUAUUGCUAUCUAGGCCGGGUUACUGUAAAGUGCUGAUAUUAAAGGGCUUUAUAAAUGUUUUGAUUUGAUUGAUGCCCUUUAUCACUUUGCUUGAUUAAUUUAGUUAGUGAGUGGUUUAUUGAUUGAUUGCCCUUCCCAGAGUUGUUUAUUUGAUUGAUUGAUUUUGAUUGGCGGGUUUUCUGCUCCAGGAGUUGAUCCUGCCCCUGCUGCUGCUGGGCCUGCUGGUUCUGAUCAGCACCCUGAACCCACAUGUCUACUAUGGAGGUAUCAGGACCAUGGAGUUGGAGAGGGAGGACUACCCCCUCCUCCAGGGUCUGGGAUACACCCCCGUCAACAAUGCCACCAAUCACAUCAUGGAGGAGGUGGCCCAGGAAAUGAGUAAGUAGGAGGAUGGACAUGAAGCUCGAAAAAUGCUAAUAUAAGGGAUAUUGUCUUGCAUUGGAUAUGUGGCACAAAUGCUAAAAAGUUAGCAUUUGGAGACCGUGACCAGGUAAACAAAACCAAGGCGUGGAUUGCACCGUCUCGUCAUGGAUUUACAAACAUUGCAUUGCUGUAGGUUAAGUAUUCACUGGAGCCUGGAUUGAAAUUCGCUUAGGGCCCCCAAACGGCUAGGGCCGGCUCUGACUUCAUGUGUGGGUGUGGGUACGCUGACCCACUGCGGCCCCUCGUGAUUAAUUUUUGUGGCCCCCACCCCCAACAAAGUUGCCCAUCCCUGGUUUAAAUGGACUGAGUGUUAUGGGGACCUGCUGUCUUGGUGGCUUUACAAGUGCAUGCAUCCCAACGGCACCGUAUUCCCUGUGUAGUGCACUACUUUUCAACAGUGCCCUAUGGGCCCUGGUCUAAAGUACUGCACUAUAACGGGAAUAGAGUGCCAUUUGUAUUUACGUCUGCCUUGAUUCUUGUGGUUUCUUCAUUGUAGACAUGCAGGACCGUCUGGAGAUGUUCUCUAGUGAAGAGGAUCUGGAGAAUGCCAGUCUGUAUGAGCCGUCAGGCUACGUUGGGGUGGUCUUCAUGGGCAGCACGCCCACCUCUUACAAGCUGCGCUUCCCUUACAACCAGCUGGCCAUGCCCAGCGACUACACUCAGUCCAUCGGUAAGAGAUUAUUUAAAUAUUGGUAUAGGCGAAAUAAAGAUCUUGUUUUAUGAGCAAGAUUUGUGCCUAUUCCUUCCUUUUGUCCAUUGGUGAGGGAGAGUAAUAUUACCCUCUGUGUACAAGCACAUUAUCCUCAAUAGAAUAUGAAUCCUUUCGCUGUGGAGUGAAAUUAGGAAUUAGAUGUUUGCCUACUGCAAGAUGAUUAUAAACUCCUAGAUGUGAGUUAUAAAGGCAAUAACAGAGUCGGUCUGUAUCUGUCUCUCGCUCUGUCUCGCUCUCUCUCACUGUCCGUCUCGCUGUCUGUCUGUCUGCCUCGCUCUCUGUCUGCCUCGCUCUCUGUCUGGCUCGCUCUCUGUCUGGCUCGCUUUCUGUCUGUCUUUCUCGCUCUCUGUCUUUCUCGCUGUCUGUCUGUCUCGCUUCCGUCUCUGUCUCUCUCUCUGUCUCGCUGUCUGUCGUCUCGUUGUCUGUCUGCCUCACUCUCUCUGUCCGUCUGUCUGUCUCGCUCUCUGUCUGUCUGUCUCGCUCUCUGUCUGUCUGUCUCGCUCUGUCUGUCUCGCUCUCUGUUUGUCUGUCUCGCUCUCUGUUUGUCUGUCUUGCUCUAUGUCUGUCUUGCUCUAUGUCUGUCUUGCUCUCUUUCUGUCUUGCUCUCUGUCUGUCUUGCUCGCUGUCUGUUGCUUUAUGUCUGUCUUGCUCUCUGUCGGUCUCUCUAUCUCUCUGUCUGUCUGUUUUUCCUCCCUCCCUCCCUCAGCCAGCUGUUUUGCCAGCUCAGUGAACUGCAGAGCAGCUAACUACUGGUACUCUGGCUUCACCCGCCUCCAGACUCUCAUCGACGCUGCCAUCAUACAGGUGAGAGGACAAAGGUCAAAGGUUGUUGAAAGAGAUCUCCUCAGGAGGUUCAACCUAGGGCUGCACAAUUAAUAGAAUUCACAUCGAAAUCGCAAUAUUGACAUGUGCAAUGUCCGUAUCCCAAGAGAUCCAAAUCGCAUGCAAUAUUAUGUAACACAUUUCAGCAACAUAACAAUCAUGUAACGUGAAACAUCCAUUUUUAUAGUUUACUCAGAUUUAUUUUCUCCUCUUGCGGCUGUUUCCACACCAAGCUCCGCCCCCUGUCACUCAAGCAGCGCAGUUCCUCCUCCUCGCUGUUAGAUUCACAAAGUUUGCAUGCUGUUUUUUUUUUUUAGGUCAAAUGUAGUCAAUCGAUUGUUCCAAACAAGAACGAUGCUGCUUUCUGCUUUUCUAUGAUGACUACAGUUCACCACAAGUGUUUUGAUCUACAGUAUAUCGCGUAUGAAAUCGCAAUAUUUGGUUUAAAAAAAACAACAACAUCCUAUUGGAAUUUUGGCACAUAUAGUACAGCCCAAGUUCAACCUUACUUGACCUCCUGGUUGGUUGAUCGAUCCUUGAACCUGUGGCAGAGUCCCAAAUGAUUCCCUAUUUAGUGCACUACUUUUGACCAGGGCCCAUAAGGGAUGCAGACUGUAUCUCCGGUAUUCUGCAGCAAAGGGAGUAAUGCUGUUUUUCGUGUUAAUGAAAUGAAUUGGCUGUUUUUUCCAUGAAUUGAAUUAGUCCGCUUUCUGUAUGCCAUAUACAGUGCAUUCAGAAAGUAUUCAGACCCCUUGACCUUUUCCACAUUUUAUUACGUUACUGCCUUAUUCUAAUAUGGAUUAAAUAGUUUUCCCCCUCAUCAAUCUACACAAAAUACGCCAUAAUGACAAAGCAAAAACAGUUUUUUAGAGAUUUUUAAAUUUAGAGAACUAAAUAUCACAUUUACAUAAAUAUUCAGACCCUUUACUCAGUACUUUGUUGAAUUUUUUCUUCUAAAAACCUGUUUUCGUUUUGUCAUUAUGGGGUAUUGUGUGCAGAUUGAGGACAAUUUUUUAUUUAAUCAAUUUUAGAAUAAGGCUGUAACGUAACAAAAUGUGGAAAAUGUCAAGGGUUCUGAAUACUUUCCGAAUGCACUGUAUGCCUUAACUUUGUUGCAAAGCAAAUGAUUUACCUAUAGGAAUUAUAUUCUACACCAUUUCCUUCUGUUCUCUAUUCAUCCUUGAUGCCUGCCUGUGUUCAGAUGCAGACCAAGCAGUCGGUGUGGAGUGAGAUGACACAGCUGCGUGUUGUGAUGAUGGGCCAGCCAGGGUCAGUGGAGAUCCAGAAGUUCCCCCACGCCCUCAUCUCCAUCUACCUGGUGCUGGCCUUCACACCCUUCGUCACCUUCCUCAUCGUCAACGUGGCUACAGAGAAGGAACACAGGCUCAAAGACACCAUGACCAUGAUGGGCCUCUACGACUCUGCCUUCUGGUGAGGAGAAACUCUGUGUGGUGUGUGUGUGUGUGUCUGGAGGAGAAUGAAGCACCAAUUUAAUUAACUCUACUAACAUAUAAAUAUUAAUGCACGAGCGAAUAACAAAAAUGUCAGUUAUUAUUUGUUUUUUAAACAACUAAUUGACCAACGUUGGUUCAGUUAUUUGAAUUCCAUUUCGUUCUGGGUUUUUCUGUGAGCUCAAUGAUGUGCGCUGCAGUUUCUCGAAAGAUAAAUCAGAUCAUGCCCGAACUGUGCGAUACUAGGGAGUUGUAGUUUCCAACAGGCAUACAUAGUUUAACGCAGAAAAUGUGAUAAUUAACUACUAUGACCAUAAUCCAUUGCGCGGCUACUUGUCCGGUCUGUUUCUUUUACGCCUGCUACGUAAGAGACAGAAGAAUGCGCAAUCAAGCGAGGUAUCUCUACCUGAAAAUACAUGAUCUAAGUGAUUGAUAGUUGGUAUUCAGCAGUCAUAAAAGUAUGCCUUAUUUACUUUGAAGAACUACUAAAAUAGUUUUAUCAGACAGCAUAGGCAGCAGCUCUAUAGAGAUGAGAUGAUGACUUGGAAUGAAAUAAUAGUCAAAUAGAACAAAUUUAUUAUACACAACACCUGAAAUAUUUUAUUAAAGUAAUGUGAAUAAAUGAUGGUUAAUAAGUGAUAAGCAGUAAUGGACAGUCACUACCAUAAUGGGACUUUUAUUAAUUGUUUUAUUCUGUGUUACAGCAUUCAACCCAAAUAAGGCAAAAUGAAUGUAAUGUUUUAAAAAAUGAUUGAAAUAAAAAAAUCGUGACAACUGAACCGACCUCAAAAAGCACUAAUCGUAUUUUUAAAUAUAUUGCCAUAAAUAAUUUCCAUUAGUUCAUGAAACCAGAUUGAGUGGUACCAUACCAUCUACAGUACCAGUCAAAAGUUUGGACACACCUACUCAUGCAAGGGUUUUUCUUUAUUUUUACUAUUUUUACAUUGUAGAAUGAUAGUGAAGACAUCAAAACUAUGAAAUAACACAUAUGGAAUCAUGUAGUCACCAAAAAAAGUCUUAAACAAAUCCAAAUAUAUUUUAUAUUUGAGAUUCUUCGAAUAGCCUUGAUGACAGCUUUGCACACUCUUGGCAUUCUCUCAACCAACUUAAUCUGGAAUGCUUUUCCAACAGUCUUGGAGUUCCCACAUAUGCUGAGCACUUGUUGGCUGCUUUUCCUUCACUCUGCCUUCCAACUCAUCCCAAACCAUGUCAAUUGGGUUGAGGUCGGGGGAUUGUGGAGGCCAGCUCAUCUGAUGCAGCACUCCAUCCCUCUCCUUCUUGGUAAAAUAGCCCUUACACAGCCUGGAGGUGUGUUGGGUCAUUGUCCUGUUGAAAAACAAAUGAUAGUCCCACUAAGCACAAACCAGAUGGGAUGGCAUAUCGCUGCAGAAUGCUGUGGUAGCCAUGCUGGUUAAGUGUACCUUGAAUUCUAAAUAAAUCACAGACAGUGUCACCAACAAAGCACCCCCACACCAUAACACCUCCUCUUCCAUGCUUUACGGUGGGAACUACACAUGCGGAGAUCAUCCGUUUACCCACACCGCGUCUCACAAAGACACAGCGGUUUGAACCAAAAAUCUCAAAUUUGGACUCCAGACCAAAGGAUACAUUUCCACCGGUCUAAUGUCCAUUGCUCGUGUUUCUUGGCCCAAGCAGGUCUCUUCUUCUUAUUGGUGUCCUUUAGUAGUGGUUUCUUUGCAGCAAUUCGACCAUGAAGGCCUGAUUCACGCAGUCCCCUCUGAAAAGUUGAUGUUGAGAUGUGUCUGUUACUUGAACUCUGUGAAGCAUUUAUUUGGGCUGCAAUUUCUGAGGCUGGUAACUCUAAUGAACUUAUCCUCUGCAUCAGAGGUAACUCUGGCCUGCCAUUCCUGUGGCAGUCCUCAUGAGAGCCAGUUUCAUCAUAGCGCUUGAUGGUUUUUGCGACUGCACUUGAAGAAACUUUCAAAGUUCUUGAAAUGUUCAGUAUUGACUGACAUUCAUGUCUUAAAGUAAUGAUGGACUGUCGUUUCUCUUUGCUUAUUUGAGCUGUUCUUGACAUAAUAUGGAUUUGGUCUUUUACCAAAUAGUGCUAUCUUCUGUAUACAUGGUCCCGUGUAGCUCAGUUGGUAGAGCAUGGCGUUUGCAAUGCCAGGGUUGUGGGUUCGUUUCCCACGGGGGACCAGUAUGAAAAAAAUAAAUGUAUGCACUCACUAACUGUAAGUCGCUCUGGAUAAGAGCGUCUGCUAAAUGACUAAAAUGUAAAAAAAAUGUAUACCCCCCCUACCUUGUCACAACACAACUGAUUGGCUCAAACGCAUUAAGAAGGAAAUAAAUUCCACAAAUGCACUUUUAAGAAGGCACACCUGGUAAUUAAAAUGCAUUCCAGGUGACUACCUCAUGAAGCUGGUUGAGAGAAUGCCAAUUGUGUGCGAAGCUGUCAUCAAGGCAAAGGGUGGCUAUUUGAAGAAUCUCAAAUACAAAAUAUUUUGAUUUAUUUAACACAUUUUUGGUUACUACAUGAUUCCAUGUGUGUUAUUUCAUAGUUUUGAUGUCUUCACUAUUAUUCUACAAUGGAUUUUUUUUUUAUAAAGAAAAACCCUUGAAUUAGUAGGUGUGUCCAAACUUUUGACUGGUAGUGUAGGUCUUUUAAGAAAUAUUUAGCUGUCUAUGUUAUAAAGGCUUUUAACUUAAUAAAGAAAGGACUAUGGUGACAUGAUAUUUACAUUUUAGUCAUUUAGCAGACGCUCUUAUCCAGAGCGACUUACAGUUUUUCUCUACAAAGAUGUGUGUUAAUGUUUCAACAGGCUAUCGUGGGGCCUGCUGUAUGCAGCUCUGGUCACCACCAUGUCCAUCCUCAUGUCCAUCAUCGCUACCUACACAGCCCUCUUCCCCAACAGUAACUUCAUCAUCAUCUUCCUCCUCAUCUUCCUCUACGGCAUCUCCUCUGUGAGUACCGCUGAUGAGCCCUGGUUGGUUCAUGACAUGACAUUUCCCUUUAAUGUGCCAUGUGUGUCAUGGAUUAGACCUGAGAUUGACUUCCUCAUUUCAGUUACUAUAGGAUAUUACUGACCUUAAAGGGAUACUUUGGGAUUUUAGCAAUGAAGCCACGAGUUCAUCUGACUCUGGGGAAGUAGAUAAAGGGCUACAUUGCCAAAAUGCCAAACUCCCCUCUACCAAUAGAUAUGAAGCUGCAUUGGGUUGACUUGCUUUGGCUGACAGGCCAUAAUAAAGGGAUAUUUAUUUUAUUUUAUUAAGCGUAUUUUUGACUUACCUACUAGACUGUUAUCGUUUCCAUUCGAAGUCAAACCUAUAAAAUGUGAACUACCCCUUUUUAAAGCCUAUUAUCUUUCCCCAGAUCUUCUUUUCCUUCAUGUUGACCCCUCUGUUUAAGAAGCCCAAGUUUGCCAGUACGGUGGGCUCCAUGCUGACUGUGGUGUUCGGCUGCCUGUCCCUGUUUACUGUCCUGAUGAAGGACUUUCCCCAGCCGCUGGUCUGGGUUCUCUGUCUGCUGUCCCCCAGCGCAUUCUCCAUCGGUAUCGCACAGGUAACCAAGACAGUCAACGCCCAUGGCACUACUGGGUCGUGUUUAUGAGCACCAAACAGGGAGCGACUACCUGGACUUGUCCAAUAGAAGCGCUAAUUUUCUGUUGUGAAACGGGUUAAAAACGUGUUCUGUUUCAACUCUGGGAACACGACCCAUUAUGAAUGUCAAUAUCACCUGGAUACCAGUACUACAGCCACAUUGACUAGAUUUUAUCGUCAAGGUUGUCCAGGACAAAGUGUGAAAUGUCUACAGACACCAUCCCCCAUGUAAUACAGCUAUUAUGUUCUAUUCUCUGUGUGUCUAGGUGGUUUACCUGGAGGCCCAUGGCGACGGAGCAGUGUUCUCUACCCUGGCCAACGGCCCCCAUCCGCUCUACGCCCCCCUCCUAAUGCUGGUCCUGGACAGUAUACUCUACCUGCUGCUGGCUGUCUACUUGGACCAGGUCCUACCUGGUACGGUACAGUUCUCUUCUGGUUUGUCUCAUGUCCCUUCCUGUUAUGUCCUGUCCUGUUGUCUUCUGUCCUGUCCUGUUAUCUUCUCUUUUGGAAGGAAACAGAAAUGUAAUAACCUCUUCAUCCAGCUUAGUCUAAUUGAGAGCAUCCGUUUUUUCAAGAAAGAAAUGUCUCUGUAUCUCAAACUAUAUUCUGUAACCCUUCCAUAUUCCUUAUCCAGGUGAGUUUGGCAUGCGGCGGUCCCUGGUCUACUUCCUGAAGCCAUCCUAUUGGUCCAAGCGCAGUAAGCGCUACGUCGAGAUGCGCUCUGUGUACGAGACGGAGGUGAACGGGGCCCCAGGUCUGGAUGAGUCUGUGGAGCCGGUGUCUUUGGAGUUCAGAGGGAAAGAAGCCAUCUGGUAAGAGCCUCCCCUUUUAUACCCGUUCUACACUACUGAUCCAAACCAAACUGUACUGGGCUGGCCUGGUUACGCAUCCACCAUAGUUGCUGGAGGCGUCCUGUCUAGGUAGUGUACAUCAAGCUGCCUCAUGCUACAGAAACAGGAGAUAGGCUCCUGCCCUAUGGGUAGUGAUGGGGGGAAAAUGUAUAGUUACAUACUGUGAUAUUAUUUUGGAUGAUAUUAUAUUGAUACUUUGACUCCAAGUAUCAAUUUGGAGAUAAAAAAAUAUAAUAAAAAUCUGUAUUUUUGCUAGGUAGCGCUAGUCGGCUGUAGCUGCACCAUAACACCAGUAUUUUCCAUCCUAUAGCUUGUUCUCCCUCUUCUUUUUAAAUAGUGAGUCAACAUGUUUUCAGCACUUAUUUCCCUGACUGAUCAAAACUCGUUUUCUCAUGCUGUCUCGUCUCUCUGCAGCAGACAGAGUGUGAAUUGGGUACAUCACUGCCCCUGUUAGAUAAGAGCCACUAUCUCUUCACGUCAGUUCUCAUGGUGCCUCAUAUGAAAUGUUGCUGUGCAGAUUGUAUUUCUUUCUUAUCAUAAUUGCUCCCUUCCCUGACUGGAAGAGAACGCUUGUGUCUCGCUGUAACAAGUGGGUUUGAAAAUAGACUCUGUGGUAGCCUCAACGCGGCCGGUCCGGAUUGGGCUGAUAUAUCCGGUUACCUUAUGGAGAAACCUGCCUGGACCCAUUGACUUUCCAGGACAGAAAUACAGGCUCUAACGUGAUGACCAAACCGUCUCCGCGCAUGCGUAUGUUGCUUUUGUCUAGCCCCACCAGACGCUAGCACACAGCUCAGACACCCAUGCAUACCACACAAGACAUGCCACCAGAGGUCUCUUCACAGUCCCCAAGUCCAGAACAGACUAUGGCAGGCGCACAGUACUACAUAGAGCCAUGACUACAUGGAACUCUAUUCCACAUCAGGUAACUGAUGCAAGCAGUAGUAUUUUUUUUUUACAGAUAAAAAUACACCUUAUGGAACAGCGGGGACUGUGAAGCAACACAAACAUAGGCACAGACACAUGCAUACACACACAUGAUAACAUACACACUAUACACACACGUACACAUGGAUUUUGUGUUGUAGAUAUGUGGUAGUGGAGUAGGGGCCUGAGGGCACACACUUAGUGUGUUGUGAAAUCUGUUAUGAAUGUAUUGAAAUGUUUUAAAAAUUGUAUAACUGCCUUAAUUUUGCCGGAUCCCAGGAAGAGUAGCUGGUGCCUUGGCAGGAGCUAAUGGGGAUCCAUAAUAAAUACAAAUACAAAUGUCAUGCAGGUUAAAAUACCAAAAGCAACUGUGAACCAACUAUAUUAGUUUGGGGACACAUAUGAAAUAUUAAUGGACAUUUAGCUAGCUUGCUGUUGCUAGCUAAUUUGUCCUGGGAGAUAAACAUUGGGUUGUUAUUUUACCUGAAAUGCAUAUGGUCCUUUUUUUUUGCUGGUUCUUUUUAGAAUGUUGACCCAUUUUGAGUCACACAAAAUCGUGUUCUCUACUCCGACAAUUCAUCCACAGAUAGUUUUUUGUUUGUUUUCUUUGAUUAAGCUCUCCUCGUUCAUUUUCUUCUUCUGUAGAUUUAUAUGGCGGUUGGCAACCAACUUUAAGGUGCAUUACUGCCACCAACUGGACUGGAGUGAAGAACGUGUUCAUCUUUCAAUCACCCACGUGGGUAUAUGCUCGUAAAAACCAAUGAGUAGAUGGGAGAGGCGUGACUUGCAGCGCGUCGAGCGUCUCAAAUAGAACCAAGUUCUAUUUUAGCGCCUGGCUACGCAGAUGCUCGUUGACACGCGUGAGUGUAAUGAUUGAAUAACUUGUAUGUGUAAAUUUAACACAUGCGCGCGCAACGCGGGCGGUCUGGUCAGCAUGUAAGAGUUAGUUACCAGAGGAAAAGAAAACCUCAACCGAGCUGAAUCGAUAUAGAUGUGAACCUGACGUAGAAGAGGAACCCACCGGCUUGGUCUGCUGCCAGCCUGGACACUUCCAUUAGCUUUGACCCAGAAAGACUGCGGGUCAGAUUGAAACCUGUUGUUGUUGACCCUUGUCUUGUCUCUGUGUAUCCCCACCCUGACAGCAUUAACAACAUCUGCAAGGUGUACAAAGACAAGGACAGCAUCGUGGAAGCUCUGAGGGGUGAGGCCUAUUCCUCAUUAUCACAUGUUUUUGAAUACAAAGGGGAGGGGCAUGUUAUCUGUGUGAUUUAUAGCACUUUAAUGGGGGUUUUUUUGUGUCGCUUUUAUAUAUUUUGAAUUGAGCCACACGAUCUCGUGUAGCUCAGAUGGUAGAGCAUGGCGCUUGCAGUGCAAUGGUUAAGGGGUUUGAUUCAAAAAAGUAUGGAAAUGUAUGCACACACUACUGUACGUCGCUCUGGAUAAGAGCGUCUGCUAAAUGACUAAAACGUUAAUGUAAAUAGUGCGUUUCUAUUGUUUUAUUUACUCUAUGUUGUUAAUUUCCCUCUUUCCCCCCUCCCUUCUAUCCAGGCUUGACCUUUGACAUCUACGAGGGUCAGAUCACAGCCCUCGUGGGCCACAGCGGAGCGGGGAAAUCCACUCUGAUGAACAUCCUGUGUGGGAUCUGCCCUCCGACCGACGGCCACGCCUCUAUCUACGGCUCCCCAGUGGCAGAGAUUGCCGAGGGGGCAGAGAUGAGGCAGCUGGUGGGCAUCUGCCCUCAGUUCAACAUCAUCUUUGACGUGCUGACUGUAGAAGAGCACCUGAGGAUAUUCGCUGCCAUUAAAGGGAUUCUCCCCGCUGACAUUGACAGUGAGGUGAGUGAGUGUGCGAGUGAGAGUGUAUCAUUCACUGUGUCCUGCUGAAUGGAUUUGGGAAUUGGGCUUCUUUAGCUAUUUCAGCUUCAACUCACAAGAUUGCUACUAUAUUCAGUGUUGUAUGUGAGGUGUGAAGCUGAUUUUUGUCUCUGCCAUAUGAUCAAUCUGUCCGUUAGGUGACCAAGGUGCUGAAGGAUCUAGAUCUGGAGAAGAUCAUGGAUGCCCAGGCUAAGAACCUGAGUGGAGGCCAGAAGAGGAAGCUGUCUGUGGGCAUAGCCGUCCUGGGAGACCCCAAGGUAGCUGGAUCAGUAAAACUUGAAUUGACUGACUAUCGUCACAAGACAAAUGUUGCUCCUGUUUUGAUAAUUUCAUAUUUGAAUAAUCUCUCACACUGUUUCACUCGUGUGUGUGUGUGUGUGUGUGGUGUGUGCGUGCGUGCGUGUGUGGUGUGUGUGUGUGUGUGCGUGUGUGUGUGUGUGCGUGCGUGUAUGUGUGUGUGUGUGUGUGUGUGUGUGUGUGUGUGUGUGUGUGCGCGUGUAUGUGCAUGUUUUAGAUCCUGCUCCUGGAUGAGCCAACAGCUGGUAUGGACCCCUGUUCCAGACACCACGUGUGGUCUCUGCUGAAGAGUCGCAGAGCAGGCAGAGUCACAGUGCUCAGCACGCACUACAUGGAUGAGGCAGACAUACUGGCCGGUACACCCAUCUCUUUCUGCUCCAUGUCCCACAAUGUGUUCAUCUGUAGCAGGGUUCUCUAUAUCCUUCAAUACAUCGACAGCGAUUAUCUUUCACUCUCUAUCACGAUUCCUCUCAAUCUCUUUCUCGAUUUCGGUCUUUUCCCGUUCCCUUCAUCCAGACCGCAAAGCUGUGAUCUCUCAGGGCCAACUCAAGUGUGUUGGUUCGUCCCUGUAUCUCAAGACCAAGUGUGGAGUAGGAUACCACCUCAGGUUAGUUCGGCAGACAGCUCUCCAAUUUUCACUCAAAACACACUAUAAAACGUAUCCAGAGCUAAAGAGUUUUGGCCCAUUUGAGCCCUCCAGCACAUUUCUUUAUAUUAUAAGGGUUGUUUUCUGAUAAUUGUAAGGUUGAUGCAUGCAUACCACAGCUGAAUUACACUUUUUCCCUUCUUAUAGAAUGUCUGUUGGUGAAGGGUGCAAGGCGGAUAGUGUCACCUCAAUGGUCAAGCACCACGUCCCCAAGGCACAGUUGUCACGGCAACAAGAGGCGGAGCUGACUUUCACCCUCCCUUUCGAAAGCAUGGACACAUUUUCUGGUCAGGAACCAAUCUCUGAAAUGAGGCUCAAUUGUUGGUUUCUAUCAUAGACAUAUAAUUUCUACUAAGUGUACCCAUGAGGGGGCAGUCAAAUUGCUAUGGUCCGAGGGGCUGUUCCCCUUCUAGGAAUUCUAUUUCUAUGGUUCUUGUGUAGCAGUUAGAGUUUUAGAUCUGUGGUUCUGUACUUACUGUACCUUGACUUCACUCUCUUUCUCAGGAUUGUUCUCAGAACUAGACUGCAGGCCAGACCUGGGCAUCAUCAACUACGGGGUGUCCAUGACGACGCUGGAGGAUGUGUUUCUGCGUCUGGAGGCAGAGGCUGAGGUGGACCAGGCUGGUGAGCCUUCCUUCCUUCCUUUCCUUCAUUCUUUCCUUCCUUCCUUCCUUCCUUCCUUCCUUCCUUCCUUCCUUCCUUCCUUCUUUCCUUCCUUUUCCUCCUUCUAUAGUAACCCUUUAUGAUGGUCAGAGCAGCCUGUCAUCUCUAACGUAUGUGAUACCUGGGUCGUAUAUUCAUUAGGCACCAAACAGACUGAAACAGGGAGAGAACUUCCUGAACUUCUCCAAUUAGAAACACUAGUUUUUGUUUUCCAUUGCAAACAGUUUUUCUACAGUGUGCCCUAAAUAAUAUGACCCUGUUGACUAGCCUAGUAACAACUUCCUGUCUCUCUAUACCCCUUCCCAUCUCCAGACUACAGCCUAGUAACAACUUCCUCUCUGUUAUGUGAAUUAUUUAACAAACUAUUUCAGAGUCUCUGUGCGUUUCCCAAAAGGUUGUAAGUCUUUUGGAUUUAAGAAACGGACAGAGUCCCGGUCUGCAUAGUCAGAGAUUUAUUCAUUGAGAAUUCUGCCAUCACAAUUUCAGAGUCCAUCUUUUAUACUCACACGUCAUACAAAAAUCCCUCCCCUCUUUAGGCAGGCUGUAGUUUUCCACUUUAAAACUGCUCUCCUGACCAUCAGGACACACACACACACACACACAAAUACACACACACAUGCACUCUUCCAAGCCUAACAGUUUCUCUCCUCCCUAAAUUCCUCAGUUAUUUUGGUUUCUCAGUUGUCUGUAGACAGUUCUCCUUGUCCUUUGUUGUCUGGUCUAACUCUUACUCACAUUGCUAAAUAGUAGCUCAAUGUCAGUCUUUACUGGUCCUACACUCACACAUUCUAACACAUUUCACACAGUUUCAGGGUGUAAUAAUUAGUCAUUAAUAAUUAUUCUAUCAAUCAACCCUUUGACUAAAUAUUACACACAUACUCACAAAAUAUAUGUUGUUAUAGAAAUUAAUCACAUACAUUGAAGCAUAUAAUUUGAUUUGCAUAUAAAAACAUUAAAAAUUGUCUCAUUCAAUACAGGUUCAUCAGGUUUACCCCAUGAUUAAAAGCGUAACGUUACUCUUUAGCAAUGGUACCUAACCUGUUUACCCACUAUCUGGAAGCAACAGUCUAAGCCUAUAGUGAAGAACAUUUGCUUCAUCACGUCCUGCAACAUCGGUUAACUAGUACAUCAUACUUAAAAGAAGACUUUAAUACACGAAAUAUCAUUACAAUAACUUUUAAACUAGAGAUUUAUAGUUCUAGGAAAACAUCCAGUCUCAAACUAUCUGAAUCGUCGUCGUUCUCCACCAAGCCUGGUGGGUCAUAUUCUUCAUUCGGUUGGUCGGAGUCCGGGAUUGGGCCGUAUCUCACCAUCUGCUGUGAUACUGCAUUCUCCAACGCCUUGCUCACCAACCCUCGGACACAGGGAAUAAGACAACAUCCACAAAGAACAAGUAUACCCAUAGAAGCUAUAGCUGCACCCAGAAUAGUUACAACAAUAGUUUUCCAUUUACCAAACAUGUCAUCAAACCAACCAGUCAUUGAUGUAUUCACCCCCCAGUUCUCAGCCCAUUCUUUGCUUAAUGCAGUGAGACCUGCCAGUGCUCUAGUUACUGUACCAUCUGGGGCUGUAUUGUUGGGGAUAAACAUACAACAAUGACCUCCCACCAUCUUGCAAAUCCGCCCUUCUCUGCUAAAAGCAUUUCGAGAACCAAACUAUUCUGCAGGUCAUGAGUGAGGUGGCGGAUAGUUGGCCUGAGAUUCUCUUCACUGCAUCCCUUGUCUAAUUAACGAACCUUUGUAGAUGUCAUUAAUCCAGUCAACAUUUUUAUCAAUUGUAACCCACCAGAAAAACGUUGUUGUAAACCCUUCUCCAAUUUGAACUGUGAUUCGCAUUACUUUGGUGUCUAUAACAUUGAUCAUCUCUGGGGUUCAUGGUGAAUUGAGGUGCCUUGGUAUUAUCCUUUUUAAGAGUGGUUAUUUUAAUAUCAGAACAAUUAGGUGAGGUUUGGUUUGAUCCCAAAUCUAUCACACAAGAGAACAUGGUCUGAGGCAUAGGUGCAGUUACAAGGGUUGGCCUACCUGUUGAACAGGCAUAACAAUUAGUUUGACCCAACGCCCUAGCUGUGUAGUUCAUCCACCUUACCCAGAAGUUCUCAUUUGAAAUUCCUUCUACUUCUCCUUGGUUCAUUUCCUGCAAGAGGAAAUAUUAUACCCUUGUUGGUUUAGUGCUAUUUAGGAUUCCUUUUGAGGGCCUUCCAAGGGGUAUUAAACUCGUUUUUUGGUACCUCUGGUGAUAACAUUAGAUCUACCUGCUGUUCUGUCUCGGGGGUGGAAGAUUAAUUUCUCUCCUGAAAAAUGAGCCUCACAUAUGUAUUUGCCCCAACAUCAUCAACACAGACCCAAUAGUUCCUUGCUUAUCAUCUUGCAUAAUUGACUUUACCGUUAUCACCAGUUCCGUUUUACAUUUAUCAUGGGUUUGUUUAAUUCCCCAUCGGUGUGCUGCGUCCAUUCCAUUCUCAUAGUAUGUUCCCAGGUAUGUUUAAACACCCUUGCCCAAGGACAUGAGCGUUCCCCAGUGUAAAUGUAUUUACCAUACCUUCUAGGACCUAACUUUCUUGUACACGCCCCCUUCUUACCAAAGCCCCCAAAACCUCCUAUCUCUUCAUGGGAGAAGUCGAAUGGUAUCUUGAAUCCCCCAUCUUGUCCUAAACUGACUUUAACUAUUAAAAAAAUAAUCAUUCCCCCAAUAGUCUUUCUUGGUUUCAGUAUUUCUACGAGAUCGAAUCAGUGCCUUGGUAUUAUUUUGUUCAUCAUUUCCCUGUUUAGGUUGACCUGGAUUAAUCCAUAAUAUGGUUAACAUGAUGAUGCAGCUCAGAGUCCCCCAAAAUCCCCAAAACCGCCAUCCCAAUCCUGUCCCUGACCCACCUGCCUGGUACUUCCCCAUACCCACACCUCUAUAAACACCCCACAGUGAUGAAAGGUCGGGGUAGGGUUUCUUCGUUAACAGAGUUUACCUCCGAACCCUAGUGGGUCAGUUCUUCUCUUUAACUCUGUGUGUGUUCAACGGUGUUGGUAUGUGGGCCUACCUUUUUGCAGUGGGUAACGUGGACCCAAGUGGCUCUCUCAGCUAUUCUUAUAGCGAAGGCAGUUACCAAUAGGACUUGGUAUGGUCCCUCCCAGCGUAACUGCUUUCAAUCCUUUUUCCUCAACGAUUGGAUCCACACCCAGUCUCCAGGUUAUAUACUAUGAAUCACCUUCUCCUUUAUUCUCCUGUAGGACACAAAUUCUUAGACAUACGUGUAUGGUUAACGAACAAUUUUCUCAUGUGUUCUGCUAGUGUAUUCUCUAGUUCUAUGUCUGCCUGUUCUGGUCCUGCCAACUGUGGCAUUCUGUAAGGUCUUCCAAACACUUUAAUAUAUAUAUAUACAUACACACACACACACACACACACACACACAGUGGGGGAAAAACAUUCUAUCAGUUUAUACAGUGGGGGAAAAAAGUAUUUAGUCAGCCACCAAUUGUGCAAGUUCUCCCACUUAAAAAGAUGAGAGGCCUGUAAUUUUCAUCAUAGGUACACGUGAACUAUGACAGACAAAUUGAGAAGAAAAAAAAUCCAGAAAAUCACGUUGUAGGAUUUUUUAUGAAUUUAUUUGCAAAUUAUGGUGGAAAAUAAGUAUUUGGUCACCUACAAACAAGCAAGAUUUCUGGCUCUCACAGACCUGUAACUUCUUCUUUAAGAGGCUCCUCUGUCCUCCACUCGUUACCUGUAUUAAUGGCACCUGUUUGAACUUGUUAUCAGUAUAAAAGACACCUGUCCACAACCUCAAACAGUCACACUCCAAACUCCACUAUGGCCAAGACCAAAGAGCUGUCAAAGGACACCAGAAACAAAAUUGUAGACCUGCACCAGGCUGGGAAGACUGAAUCAGCAAUAGGUAAGCAGCUUGGUUUGAAGAAAUCAACUGUGGGAGCAAUUAUUAGGAAAUGGAAGACAUACUAGACCACUGAUAAUCUCCCUCGAUCUGGGGCUCCACGCAAGAUAUCACCCCGUGGGGUCAAAAUGAUCACAAGAACGGUGUGUCAAUAUGGCAGCAUAUCUAAACAGUAAUUUCGGGAGAAUUGGUAAUCUGUCUUUGAACCAUAUUCCUUCCUUAUUUACUGCGCCUAGCUUCACCCAUCUGUGAACUUCCUUAAUUGGGGCCCUACUGUAGCUCUCUAUAAGUAGAUCUCUAUCUAUCGAAACUUCCUCUUUUGACAGCUGACUGGGACCAGAGAAGUGUUUUAACCCUGCUGACAACAUUUUGAUAAUACCUCAACUUACUUCUAUCCUGUAAAAGUAAUCCAAGAUUAUAACAAUUGACUAGCAACAGGUAUCCCUCAUUCAGGGAAAGCUCUCUCUCUCUUCUGAUAUUUUAUGGAUCAAAUCAUAUAUAUUAUUACCAAAUUAUAAUCUUCUUCACACUUUUCACAGUAUUAUAAAUUAACACUCAACUUGGUAAAAUAAACUAUCUUAAAGUCCUCCUCUCAUGCCUUUAGAAUUACCAGUGUGGAUGAUUAAUUAACACCAGAAAGUCAAAACAGAGUUCAGAGGCAAUUGAAAUUUUUCAACGAACUGUUCCAUCCCAUAGUAUACUAAACAUUACCAUUAUUCUAAAUAUUACAUAAAUGUUACUUAUCCCAAGUGUUCAUUAAGUCGUCAUGACAUUUAUUCUCAUAAGAAAUCAUAUAUACCCUAAACUCAGUCAAAACUGAAAAACUCCAUAAAAUUCACUGUGUGUGCUCCUUUAAGACUUAUCACCUCUGACCUGUUGAAAACCCCCUAAAAUCAAAAUAACAACCCUUUAUAAACAUCAUACUAGGUGUGUUGUUUUUUUAUUUGAAAAACCCAAUUGAAAAACAACAACCAAAAAUAGCCAGGCCCCACUUAAUUUGGUAGCUCACUUUUACGACCUAAAUACUGCCUAACUUCACAACUGCUCCCCCUAUCCAUGGGCAACAUUCCAAUGAGAUAAGAAAUCUCUUUCUCCUGGAAGAGAAAUUAUACAUUUUGUUAACCUUCAAUUGCCAUCAGUAAUCUAAAGAUGGUAAGUACACACAAAACAUGAUACAGAUAUCCCCAGUCCUAACUCAUCAAUAAUCGUUUGUAUCAAUCUAAUUCCUCAUAACUAAUCCAUAAAACCACUCAAAAUUCCUUGAGUAUACAAUGAGUGUGUUUAAUUGAUUACCCUUCAGAUCAUAUCCUCUUUAAAUCUCACAAUGAUUAUUGAACACCUAAAUCUGCUCCAUGUGAUCCCAUAUCAAAUGAUCCAUUAUCGUUUAUUUGAUCAACACCUUAGGAAAAUCUGUUUCCCCAUUCUAUUGUUCCUGUCACCCUUCUUAAUGUCAUAUUUCACUCAUUUGCCAAUAUAAUCCCUUACUUCAUAUAAGUAAGCAGUGAUAUUUUAUUCCAGGCAUCUAUUAAAAAAAUGUUUGAUACGUUGUCUCCUACUGUCCCUUAACAUAUACUGUAGGGGAUUUCCCUCAAUCCUGGGAAAAAACUAAAACAAAAAACUCCCCUCUCAGAACACAUCGGAUAACUCCACGUCUCAUUAAAUUCACUAAACCUAUAAAUAACAAACCCAUAACCACCUUCCGGUAAUCUACUGAUUUAAACCUGUUGCAUUAAUUUAUUAAAAUAUAAACCUAUUGUUUAAUAAAUCCACUGUUUGCAUUGAACACAUCUCUGUCUCUCUAGGUAUUGACUAAUAGUCUCACUGUCUCCCUGCUUACACUCGUGGACUUUGGAGAAGUCGGCAUGUCUGUGACAAUAUUCUCUCAGAUUAUCACAGAGUUGUGCCAAUUUAUCUCCAUAAACCCCUCCAUCUGCCCACUCUAGGACCUGCGCAUUCCCAUCUCUGGGAACCCAGUUUCCCCUUACUGCCGCCCACUCCUUCAACACUAUCUGUCUGACUGCCCUCUCUAGUUCCCCUGUAUUCAGCUUAAAGCUGGCGGUCAGCCCUUCCAUAUCUCUUCUGAACUGGUGUACCCCCGUUUUAGGGUGGGUAUCCCUGGUAGCCUGGUAACAACUUUCUUCUCUCUCUCUACCCCUCCCAUCUCCAGACUACAGCCUGGUAACAACUUCCUCUCUCUCUCUCUCUACCCCCCUCCCAUCUCCAGACUAUAGCCUGGUAACAACCUUCUCUCUCUCUCUAACCCCUCCAUCUCCAGACUAAGCCUGUAACAACUUCCUCUCUCUCUCUCUACCCCUCCCAUCUCCAGACUAUAGCCUGGUAACAACUUCCUCUCUCUCUCUCUAACCCCUCCCAUCUCCAGACUACAGCCUGGUAACAACUUCCUCUCUCUCUCUCUCUCUCUACCCCUCCCAUCUCCAGACUACAGCCUGGUAACAACUUCCUCUUCCUCUCUCUCUUCUACCCCCCUCCCUCUCCAGACUAUAGCCUGGUAACAACUUCCUCUCUCUCUCUCUCUACCCCUCCCAUCUCCAGACUAUAGCCCUGGUAACAACUUCCUCUCCUCUCAUCUCUACCCAUCCCAUCUCCAGACUAAUAGGCCCUGGUAACAACUUCCUCUCUCUCUCUCUACCUACCUCCCGUCUCCAGACUAUAGCCUGGUAACAACAAACUUCCUCUCUCUCCUCUCUAAACCACCCCCCCAUCUCCAGACAUAAGCCUGGUAACAACUUCCUCUCCUCUCUCUCUACCCCUCCCAUCUCCAGACUAUAGCCUGGUAACAACUUCCUCUCUCCUCUCUCUCCUACCUCCUCUCCAGACUAUACCUUACACUUCCUCCUCUCUCCUACCCCCAUCUCACUAUAGCCUGGUAACAACUUUCCUCCUCUCUCUCUCUCCUACCCCUCCCAUCUCCAGACUAUAGCCUGGUAACAACUUCCUCUCUCUCUCUCUCUACCCCUCCCAUCUCCAACUAUAGCCUGGUACAACUUCCUCUCCUCUCUCUCCCUCCCAUCUCCAGACUACAGCCUGGUAACAACUUCCUCUCUCUCUCUCUACCCCUCCCAUCUCCAGACUAUAGCCUGGUAACAACUUCCUCUCUCUCUCUCUACCCCUCCCAUCUCCAGACUAUAGCCUGGUAACAACUUCCUCCUCUCUCUCUCUCUCUACCCCUCCCAUCUCCAGACUAUAGCCUGGUAACAACUUCCUCUCUCUCUCUCCUACCCCUCCCAUCUCCAGACUACAGUGUGUUCAACCAAGAGCAGGUGGAGGAAGAGGGGGGCGAGUCCUUUCUGGACGACACUGACCAAAGACUACUGACCUUCUCCAACAGCAAGUCAGAGGCGAUCCAGGGUCCCGCUUUGUGGAGGCAGCAGUUCAGCACCGUGGCCUGGCUACACAUGCUCAACAUGCAGAGAGAGAGGAAGGCCUUUGUCUACACGUGAGUCUGGGGAGGGAACUGCUUACCUCUCUAUUACCUAACCUAAUAUGUAGUUAUUGAAAACAACCCAUUACACUGUGCCCUUGUAGGUAAGGCUAUAGGCAAGGUAAUAAGGAAGUAAGCAGUUCCCUCCCCACAUGCUCAACAUGGAGAGGGAGAGGGAGAAGGAGGGAGAGAGAUUAUCACAAACAUAUUAUUUUCAGUGUUGUAGCCCAACUAAACGGUAGGCUAUAUAGAAAGUUGUGUAAUUUAAAUUAAUCCAGAGAGGAAGAGGGGAACUUUAGUGAAUUUGUGAGGCAUGCAAGACAAGACAUUGCGAGAUACUGAUUACCAAGACAUUAUUUCGGGCUGCCCCCUCCUCUCUCUCCAUGGCGCUGGCUCGCCUGCUCUGGCUCUUCUCUAAUGAUGCCAGUGUGUGUUCAGUCUUCGGUCUGUUGCCUGUAGAAUAUCCUAGCCUAUUCAUUGAUGAUAGGCCCUGCUUUACGGAAGUUGCGAGACAUUGCAAGCCAAGAAAUUGCAAGAUACAGCUUUUGAUUGUCGAUAGAUAGGCCUAGUGCACGGUUCUGACUCCGUCUGCCUGGUGGCCGACCUCCCUAUAAUGUGCCCCUCCCCUCUCUCUCCGUCCCUCGCUAGCUCCCUAUGAAAGAUGCGAGUGUUUUUGUGUUCUCAGAAGAACCGCAACUAAUCAGUCUCCUCUGUUCCAAAAAUACUAAAUCUUAGGAGUCGAUUCCUAGCAGAAUCAAAUCUUUGACCCUCAGAAAUGGGAGUAGACGCGCAAGGAGUCGGUGGGAAUCAAUUAUUUUGGAGUCGACUCUCCCACCCACUGCGUCAUCGUCGUUAACAGUUGGAAAAAUGGCUGAGAAAGGCAAGUGACAGCAGCCAAGUCCUGUAUGGUAAUACUUUGAGAAGUUUCAAUGAGAAGGAAAAGCAUUGAGGUACAGUAAUGGUAGUACAGGUGCAGUGCUUAACCAUCUGAAAAGUACGCACCGUGAGACCCAAACCGUUGCUGACAGCAGUGCAGCUGAAAUGAUAUACAUUUUUCUUAUCGUUUUAAUGGAAAGCCAAUACAAUUUUUUCCAUUUGUCACAACCCUAGAACUGUUCUGUACUGGCCUGGGUGAAGUCCAAAACUAUCUGGCUGUCUGGGUCACAGGUCCAUUUGAUAGUGGUGUUGGCACUGUCCUUUCAACAAUGUGUCUUGUCUGUGAGACUGUUCGAUUGUUGUCUGUCUCGCCCUCUCUAAUUCCUUCUGCCUUUUUAUCUCUCUCUCUUUAUCUCUCCCCCCUCUCUUUCCUCCCAUCCCCCCACUCAUUCUCUCUCCUCCCCUUUCCCCCCCACUCUUUCUCUCUUUCUCUUCCCCCUCCCCUCUCUCCUCCCCUUUCCCCCCCACUCUUUCUCUCUCUCUCUUCCCCCUCCUCUCUCUCCUCCCCUUUCCCCCCACUCUCUCUCUCUCCUCCCCUUUUCCCUCCCCCCCACCUUUCUCUCUCUCUUUCCCCUCCUCUCUCUCCUCCCUUCCCCCCCCUUCCUCCCUUCCCCCCCCACCUUCCUCUCUCCUUCCCCUCCGCUCUCUCCUCCCCUUCCCCCCCACUCUCUCUCCCCGCCUCCUUCGUCCCUCCCCCCUUCUCUCUCCUUUUCCCCCCCCUCUUUCUCUCUCUCUUCUCUCUCUCUCUCCCCCCUUUCCCUCUCUCCUCCUCUCUCCCCCCCCCCCCCCCUCUUUUUCUCUCCCCCUUUCCCCCUCCCCUCUCUCCUCCCCUUUCCCCCCCACCUUUCUCUCUCUCUCUCUUCCCCCUCCCCUCUCUCCUCCCCUUUCCCCCCACUCAUUCUCUCUCCUCCCCUUUCCCCCCGCCCCCCCUCUUCUCUCCCCUCUUCCCCCUCCUCUCUCUCCUCCCCCUCGCCCCCCCCUUUCUCUCUCCUCCCCUUCCCCCCGGGCACUCUUUACUCCAUCUCUUCCCACUCACUCGGCCGACCCCCGGCACAAAGGCUCUCCACGAGCCCACUUACCGCCCACUCAGGCCCCCAUCGACCCAAGCUCUCUCGACCCCCCCCCCCCGUUCCCCACCAGCACUUUCUCCGGGAUAGCCCAAUCAACCCCUUUGCGCCAUUCCCGAAACCACCCCCACCCUUGAUUCUCUCUCACUCUUGCCCUCCUCUCUCGGCCUCCCCUUUCCCCCCCCCCAUUAGAUGCUUUGCUCCAUCCGGAUCUCUCUCCUCCUCCCCUCCUCCUCCCCCCCCCCCUCUCUCUCUCUUCCCCUCCCCCCCCCCCCCCCCCCCCCCCCCUCCUUCUCUUCCUGCCUGACCCCGACUCUCGCUCCUCCCUCCCCCCCCCCCCCCCCCCACUCUUUCUCUCUCUCUCCUCCCCCUCCCCUCUCUUCAGUCUGACAUUGUUCCUGGUCUACUUUGCUGCGGUGCUGGUGUUGUCUCUGGCAACAGGGAACAUCCAGAUCCACGCUCCAGAACGCCAGUUCGCCCCCAUCUACCUGCUGAGACCGAACCAAGCCCCCCGGAAAUACACCACCAGCCUAUUGGUCCAGAACUCAUCAGGUACGCCAGUCAGUCAGGAAAUACACCACCAGCCUAUUGGUCCAGAACUCAUCAGGUACGCCAGUCAGUCAGGAAAUACACCACCAGCCUAUUGGUCCAGAACUCAUCAGAUACAUCAGUUAGCCAGCCAGCCAAUCAGCCAGUCAGUCAGGAAAUACACCACCAGCCUAUUGGUCCAGAACUCAUCAGAUACAUCAGUUAGCCAGCCAGCCAAUCAGCCAGUCAGUCAGGAAAUACACCACUAGCCUACUAGUGUCCAUAACUCAUCAGGUACAGCAAUACUCUCUUCUAUACUGUGAACUGAUACUCUUGAAUACUGUGUUUUCCUCCCAUCACUACAGCUCUGAAAUAGUUUCUCUAUCCAUCUCUUCCCAAGCAGUAGAGAGUUCCUAGCAGCAUUUGUUCAUAAAAUAUGAAUGCCUGAAUAGGAGACUAGAAACACUCUGGUUUGAAACCCAACAGAAACACUUGUGUGACUUUCUGUGGUCUGGUACUCCACAGGCUCUGAUAUCUCCGACUUGGUCCGUAACCUGGAAUCUCAGGACAUCAAGGUGGAGAUGAUGCAGAACACAGACUACAUGUCCUGUGCUCCUCACAGCGCAGCCAUCAACGUCACCGGAUCCAACAAGGUGAAAAUAAUAACCCCUCUUAUACAGGAGAAGGGCGACAUUCUCUCUCUCUCUGUGUGUGUGUGUGUGUGGGCAUGAUGUUGAUGGUUCUAAAUGGAGUGCUCUAAGGCUGAGGGCUGUUAUGCCAUAGUGCCCUAAUUGGUGGCAGGGUGCUUCAGUGGAGUGGUUGUUGUUUACCGUGGCUGUCUAUCUGUCUGUGGCAUAGAGCCACACAGAGAGGGAACUGAUGCCACUUUAAAUGCCAAGUCUUUGAUUGACUCUUCUCCUGUCUGGUAAUGGGGCUUCAGUUUAGUAUAGCUUCACACACACACACACACACACACACACACACACACACACACACACACACACACACACACACACGUACGGACAGAGAACCAUUGACAAGACACCUUAUCCAUUUUAAGAUACAGCGUAGCGUUCAACAGUGUGUGGUUAUCUAGCGUUCAACAGUGUGUGGUUAUUUAGCGUUCAACAGUGUGUGGUUAUCUAGUGUUCAACAGUGUGUGGUUAUCCUCUAUCUUUCAGGAUUUCAGAUACAGCGUAGCGUUCAACAGUACUACCGUCCACUCACUGCCCAUGACAGUCAACAUCCUCAGUAACGCCAUCUUACGAGGUCUCAACGACACACAACACAUCCACACCUGGACCAAGCCCUUCGACUAUGUAAGUCAAAUCCAAUAAGACUAAUGCUUAUAUGAACUCAGGGAUGGGUCCGUAACAGUAGUAAGUACAGCAAUAUAAUAUAUUGUAGCUUCAUUUGUCAAGACUAUCUAAACUUGUUACAGACAAAUACACAAGCAAUAAAUUAGAUAUAUCUAUCUAAUCUUUCUAUCGAAAUUGACCCAAAAAAAAUGGUUGUAAGGUGUCUAAAAGAGUGUGCAUCAUACUGCAAGCAUUUUGAUGGAAGUAUUUGACUUUCCCUCUGUUCUUCUCCUCAGCAAAUUCCCCUCACCACGUCCUAUGCUCUGGUCUAUAUCGAGGCUAUCAUGCUGGGGAUGCUAGCAGCGGGCAUGCCUGCCUACUUUGCCAUGGACCACACCCGAGACAGAGAGGUAAGCAGGCGAUUUACUGAAGAGCAGACAUGCCAUGGAUAUGGUCUGGCACUGCUCCAAUGCUCUUUCACCAGUCAGCAAGCAUUCAGUUUAUCUCCCGAUUCAGACAUUAACACGUUGUUGAUUGAACAAAAAUAAGUUGUGGCUUGUAAAACUGAAAGGCACGUCCAAGCGCCCCUUUUUAAGAUCUAAAUAAAAAAGCAUUAAUUGAAUAUGCUUUCCACAUUGACUGUUUUAUUGAUUGAUUGACUGUUUUAUGGAUUCAUUUGACUGUUUUGAUUUCUCCUCUCUCUUCUCCGUUGUAGAUAAAAUGUCGUUCUACUCUGCGUAUCUCUGGCCUGGUCCCGUCUGCGUACUGGUGUGGUCAGGCUGCAGUGGACAUCCCCUUCUACUACCUCAUACUGACCACUAUGACCAGCAUCCUCUUCUCCUUCCAUUCUGCCAACCUGCUCACCUCCAGCAACCUCACCGCAGUGGUCUGUCAGACAGAAACAGAAGCACCGCAUGCACAAACUCCCUCAGACUGACUCUCCUCCAUAUUUAUCUCUGUCUAUCUCUCUGUCUCUCUCUAGAUCCUGUGUCUGAUAGGUUUUGGUCCAGCUAUGAUCCUGUUCACCUACGUGGUGUCCUUCAUGUUCACAGGCGUCCAGAGUAACAGUGACUUCUUCUCUGUGGUCUCCAUGAUGGUGAGAACAACAGCCUUCCCUCCACUCCCUGUCACACGUUCUUCCAACGUUCACGCAACAUUCUUACAAUGUCACCAUAACCCCUUGAGUAGUCUUUAUUAUGGAGGUUCCUCUAUAUCGGUUUAAAAACAACCAACAGAUAAGGGAAAGUAGAUGAAUGAUUGUGUCAAUGUGGGAGCAGCUAUAAUACUGUGUUUUUAUUUGUGUGUCUGUGUGUGUCGGUCGGUCUGUGUGUGUUGUUGGAUCCCAGCUGUGUGUGGUGUCUGCCUCCAUCAUCCAGCUGCCCUUUGUGAACGACAACCCCGGGCUGACCAGGAUCCUCCACAACACCCUGUGUUUCUUCAACCCUCUCUACCCUUUAAUGGGCUGCCUUAACUCGAUCACCAAGGCCACCUUCCUGCCCUCUCUCUAUGAAGAGGACUUGCUCUGGAAGAACUUGCUCAUUGCUGUCCUAUCUGUAAGUGAGGUCUUCCCCAGCUGAUAGGCUAGGGUUCUGUCAGGUCUUGGUGAUGUCUUCCCCAGCUGAUAGGUUAGGGUUCUGUCAGGUCUUGGUGAUGUCUUCCCCAGCUGAUAGGCUAGGGUUCUGUCAGGUCUUGACUUGGUGAUGUCUUCCACAGCUGAUAGGCUAGGGUUCUGUCAGGUCUUGGUGAUGUCUUCCCCAGCUGAUAGGCUAGGGUUCUGUCAGGUCUUGGUGAUGUCUUCCCCAGCUGAUAGGCUAGGGUUCUGUCAGGUCUUGACUUGGUGAUGUCUUCCCCAGCUGAUAGGUUAGGGUUCUGUCAGGUCUUGGUGAUGUCUUCCCCAGCUGAUAGGCUAGGGUUCUGUCAGGUCUUGGUGAUGUCUUCCCCAGCUGAUAGGCUAGGGUUCUGUCAGGUCUUGACUUGGUGAUGUCUUCCCCAGCUGAUAGGCUAGGGUUCUGUCAGGUCUUGGUGAUGUCUUCCCCAGCUGAUAGGCUAGGGUUCUGUCAGGUCUUGGUGAUGUCUUCCCCAGCUGAUAGGCUAGGGUUCUGUCAGGUCUUGGUGAUGUCUUCCCCAGCUGAUAGGCUAGGGUUCUGUCAGGUCUUGGUGAUGUCUUCCCCAGCUGAUAGGCUAGGGUUCUGUCAGGUCUUGGUGAUGUCUUCCCCAGCUGAUAGGCUAGGGUUCUGUCAGGUCUUGACUUGGUGAUGUCUUCCCCAGCUGAUAGGUUAGGGUUCUGUCAGGUCUUGGUGAUGUCUUCCCCAGCUGAUAGGCUAGGGUUCUGUCAGGUCUUGGUGAUGUCUUCCCCAGCUGAUAGGCUAGGGUUCUGUCAGGUCUUGACUUGGUGAUGUCUUCCCCAGCUGAUAGGCUAGGGUUCUGUCAGGUCUUGGUGAUGUCUUCCCCAGCUGAUAGGCUAGGGUUCUGUCAGGUCUUGGUGAUGUCUUCCCCAGCUGAUAGGCUAGGGUUCUGUCAGGUCUUGGUGAUGUCUUCCCCAGCUGAUAGGCUAGGGUUCUGUCAGGUCUUGGUGAUGUCUUCCCCAGCUGAUAGGCUAGGGUUCUGUCAGGUCUUGGUGAUGUCUUCCCCAGCUGAUAGGCUAGGGUUCUGUCAGGUCUUGGUGAUGUCUUCCCCAGCUGAUAGGCUAGGGUUCUGUCAGGUCUUGGUGAUGUCUUCCCCAGCUGAUAGGCUAGGGUUCUGUCAGGUCUUGGUGAUGUCUUCCCCAGCUGAUAGGCUAGGGUUCUGUCAGGUCUUGGUGAUGUCUUCCCCAGCUGAUAGGCUAGGGUUCUGUCAGGUCUUGGUGAUGUCUUCCCCAGCUGAUAGGCUAGGGUUCUGUCAGGUCUUGGUGAUGUCUUCCCCAGCUGAUAGGCUAGGGUUCUGUCAGGUCUUGGUGAUGUCUUCCCCAGCUGAUAGGUUAGGGUUCUGUCAGGUCUUGGUGAUGUCUUCCCCAGCUGAUAGGCCAGGGUGUUGAGGCAGUUCAGAAAGACGGUAGCGGGGGGAGCCUCGAUGGUACAGGGAGGGAGGAGAAGCGUGUUAUGUGGAAUGAUAAAAUAUAAUUGUAUUUGUCACAUUACCUGGCUCCAUCUGCACCUUUGUUUAAGAAUCUCAAUAUCUUGUCUAUUUACGACAUUAGCGUACGCCAAUUAUGCACUUUCAUCUACAAAUACUAAUUCCUCCCUGACAGUUUACCUAAACCCUUCAAUGGAUUCUUCCAGGUUAAUUCUGAAAUCCAUCUAUAUAACACAAGACACUGCGAUAACCUUCACCCUCCCCACUGCUGCACCUCACAGUCAAUUCUCUAUCAGAUACAGAAUUCUUAUCUUCACAUUGCCAAAACCUCAUCCUCCCUCCAUAACUUCAAGCGAAGACUGGGGGUCAGCCUGAUGAACCAAACGACCCAGUACUCCCCUCCAUGUAUCCUAACUCUCACACACACAAUAGAAAAAAGAAUAAACUGUGGAAUAAAUGGCAUUAUAAAUAAAUAACAGUUGAUUUAUUGACUGGUGUGUUGCUGUGUUUCUCUUCAGCCCUAUCUGCAAUGCAUCCUGCUACUCUUCAUACUGCGCUGGUUGGAGAUCCACUAUGGAGGGAGGAUCAUGAAGAAUGACCAAUUCUGCAGGUGGGAGCAGGUUGCAGAGCCCAAAAGCUCAGUAGGACACCUUAUAAUAAUAAGGUGUCCCACACACACACAUUUUUAUAGUUGACCCCCCUCCCCCCAGUUUUAUAAUUUAGUGCUUUAGGACCAUGCGGACGCCUCUGCAGGCUGUUUAGAGGUGUUAGAGGGCUGGAUUUAGGACCACACAGACACCUCGGAGCGUGCAGGGAGGCUGUGUGAAUGCAAAGAUUAUGGCGAAAGGACGGCCAGGUUGUGUCCCACCCACGUCUAAAACCAAAGUUCCGCACCUGCAUUUAAUUGUCCCUGAAUCUUACUGUUACCAUUGUCUUUCCUCCCCACAGGAUAUCUUCCAAGAGCAAGGCUAAAGUGGAGAGGAACCCAGAGGAGGGGAUCAACGAGGAUGAGGAUGUUCAGAUGGAGAAGGCUCGGGUGAAGGAGGCCCUCACCUGCCAGUGCUGUGAGGAGGUGUGUGUGUGAGAGAGAGAGAAUCACGAGGUGUGUGUGUGUUAACUCCAUUUUGGAUUCACACCUUGAAAUCACAGGAGCCCUAUGUGGACGACAACUACGAUCUCUGGGAUGGGAUUUCAAAAUGUUGUUUUUGUUAGAGACUUUGAAAUGACUAUAUAUCAGGGAAUCUAAUUGUUUAGUCUCUGUGUCCCCCUGUCAGAAACCAGUAGUGGUGGUCAGUAACUUGAGGAAGCAGUAUAAAUGUCCAUCUCUCAAGAAGAAGAGGACAGUAGCCAUCAAGAACGUCUCCUUCUGUGUCCGGGAAGGUCAGCUCACGAUGUUUCACCUUAUUUUGGUGAUCUUUUUCAUUGGUCAAACAGUUAACAGGAUCCAUUUCUGAUCACUGAGCACUGUAUUUUACUAGAGUUAUGAAUCCAAUGGUUUUGAGAGUAUGGCAUAAGGUCUGCAUGUGAGGGUUUUUGUAAACGUUGUCAUACCAGGUGAGGUGCUUGGACUACUGAGGCCCAACGGAGCAGGGAAGAGCACCAUUAUACACUAAAUAGACCCAUGGCUGAAUAAUUGAAUGCUUAAUGGUCUUGAGGCUGGUCUUGAUGAAUAAUGGGCAUACCAGGCAGCUAACCAGUAGCAACUCUGUGUGUGUGUGUGUGUUCAGGUGAGGUGCUUGGACUUCUGGGGCCCAACGGAGCAGGGAAGAGCACUAUCAUGCAUAUGUUGUCUGGAGACACAGACCCAACCGCUGGACAGGUACAUACCAUUUACCCUCUCUGCCUCGUGACCUUCAAUGGCAGUGGCCACCGACCGGUCGAUCACAAUCGACUGGUCGAUCACCAAGGCAUUCCUAGUCGAUCACCAAACAUUUCUGUAAAAAACCGAAACAAUAAAGCCUUGCGUUUGAAAAAAAUAACAUUUGUUUUGUGCUGUUGGCGGUAGGGGCACUUGAUUCAGCAGCCCUGGUGCCGGGAAGGCAAAGUGUUCCCAUGUUGAACCAUUUCAUGUGUCUGAAGGUAGAACUCCGCCUACCCGGCAGGCCCAGAGAGCAAAUCAAGUGCACCUAUAGGCCUACCGCUGGCCAAUCAGAUAGCUCAGAUCACCGUGUCUGCACAGUUUCCUUGAGCCAUAGACUGUAAAAAGAAGACUCGAACGCACAGUUAAGUUGAUACUGUGAUAUUUCAAAACUUUUAAAACCAUGACUAGAGAGAGACUCAACAAAUACAGCAAAGAGCUGCUGUUUUUAUGACUAAGUUUAUGUUUAAUGUUGUUAUUCAGCACUGUCAUAUGAUUCAGUCUGAAACUCGGUUGCUCUCGUCUCCCCUAUAUGAUUCAGUCUGAAACUCGGUUGCUCUCGUCUCCCCUAUAUGAUUCAGUCUGAAACUCGGUUGCUCUCGUCUCCCCUAUAUGAUUCAGUCUGAAACUCUGUUGCGCUCGUCUCCCCAGGUGUUAAUGGGGGACUACAGUACAGAUUUCCGUCCAGUGGACAACCCCCUAGAGCAUAUAGGGUACUGUCCCCAGGUCAGCCCCCUUUGGCCCCGCAUCACCCUAGAAGAACACCUGGAGAUCUACGCUGCCAUCAAGGGCCUCCGCGGACAGGAUGUCCCUGGCAUCAUCAAACGGUAGCUAUCCCAACAAUCAAAUCAAACUUUAUUUAUAGAGCACAUUUCUUAUGGAGGAUGAAUUUCCAGGUGAUUAAUAAAUCAAAUAAUACAAAGUGAGAAAGAUAAACACAAUAUAUUUUCUAAAUGAGACAAAUUUAAAAUAGUAAAACAAUAAUAAAAUAACAGUGGACAUGAGAGACUAAUGCAUUAAAAUAGAUUUAAAACAUAAGAUAUAUAGAAUGGGGGGAAAAUUAAUAUAUAGAAAAGAAAACGCUCUCCUACUGUACCCUUAUGAGAAAUGUCUUAUGGUAGUAACUGGUAGUGCCUAGGGGAGGGGUGUUAGUUCACCAAACCAACAGUUCGGUAUCUAUUGCAGUUUUGGGGACAUGUUUCGGUACAGCGGGGAAAUGAAAUGCCAUUCACAAUGUUCCUUGCCGGAUUGUUAUGUUCGGCCUCUCAAGGUUCCACUCUGAUGCUGUGUUUGUAACCAUGUGGGAGGUGGGAAUUUACCAGUUGUGAAGUCAUAAAUACCAGUUGGAUGCAUUCAGGUGAUUUGAACUCGUUGAGAAACACUGAUUGGUUAAUGGCCAACAAGCUGCGUCAACCAUAAACUAAAAGUACAGCUAUCGUGCUUGUAAACUAAUUAUAGUUUAAAAAACACAAUAAUAGAUGAUAAAAAGCAAAUCAUGUUUUGUUGCAUUUAACUGCCGGAAAUGCUGUUAUAGAGGCCAUUUCCUUAGUAGGUGAUGUUAGAGGUCACCAUGUGGGAGAAGUCAGAGCUCAGGAUGAUAGUCAGUUUCCCACUAGUAAUUACCAGUUGGAGGGCCGUUCAAGUGGAUUUUUCCCAGUCGUAUGUGGUAAAUUCCCACUUCCAUCUUGGUUACGAACGCACCAUGACACUGCCUCCUUCAGUGCCAGAUGCGCACCUGUAACUCUCAUAAAGGGGGCGUCUGUAGCACGGUACAUCUCCCACACCUGGGUAAUGUGAUGGGAUGUCACUGUUAAGUAAGUGCAACACAGGGUACAUUGGCCAAUUCAUUGAAAACUUGGGUGCAAGAGGGAAGUUCGUAACGUGGCUCGAGCACUUUCACAAGGUGCUGAAACCGCCUAUUCUCAACCACCGGGAAUGGGCCAUAUCCACGGCUAUAAACCAAAGACCAAGAUAUAAACAGCCUACCGAUCACUCUUGUAAUUUCUUUGGCCCGGUCAGAAUCAGCUGCCAAGGGCUGCUUGAAUGCAGAAGGGAGGCGAUGUUGUGUUGUUUCUUUGCGUUUCCGUCUUGCUCCGGUGUACUGGGGUGAUGUCGACGUAAAUGUGUCAACAUAUUGUUAACGUUUUAUCCACAACUCUCUGUCCAUCGAUGUUGUAAUCUACCAAAAUGUUCCCAAACUGGAGAUUUAAACGAUAAUGGAGUAUCCUCCAAUUCUGGUUUAUCGACCCCAACACUCAUACAGAACUAGUUCCCGGCUGCGCCUCACAAAAUGAUAGUCUGAAAUGCACCAAUUAAGAUUUGAAUUUGUAUUACAACGUGCGUUUAGGCUCUAGUUGUUUUAACAGAAUGGCCUGAAAUGUUUUUUCAGCUCCGAUUUACUCAAGAGGCAUAGGCCAACAACGCAACUUAGGCAUAGCCUUUAGGCAGAGAUUUAUUUUGUACAUAUUUUUUAUUUUUAUGUAUGCAUUCGGGUUCACAGUUUGGGCCGAACCGAGGUCCACGUACCGAACAGUUCGGUAGGAAUACCUGUACCUUUACACCCCUAGUAGUGACAUGUUGUAGUCAGAGAUGUGCUGGCGACAACCAAGCAUUGAUUAAUCCCCAAAAUGACAAAUGUAUCUAACGUUUAUCUUAUCUAUCUAACCAGCAUUUUGAGACUUGGCCCUUUUUAUUUUUCUGUUAUGUACCUUAUGUUUAGCCUGGGUACCAGUCCUUUUAGGUAACAUUCCACUCCUUGCUACUCCUGUCAUUUGUCAAAUAUUAACAUUCUAUCAUUAAUGAGCUCUAGGAGAUCAGAGGAUUUGAUCCUGAUUCGAUAACCUCAUAGGUAUCCUCCAAUCAAAGGUUAGGAAAAUAUUGGAACUUUUUUUCUCCACACAUCACGUUGGUGUCCGGUUGCUAAGCAACCGUUUUUUUUUUUGGUCCAGACGAAAACCAGUCUUUCAAAAGUAGGGGUAAACAACUCCAUGAUUUUUGGUGUUGACUCAGACUCUGACUCUUCCUCGACUCACAAAACACACUGAAACGACUGCGCACACACAUACAAACCAAUCUACACACAAUACACCAUAAUGACAAAGCAAAAACUGGUUUCUAUACAUUUUUGCAAAUGUAUUAAAAAUAAAAAACCUUUGCUAUGAGACUCGAAAUUGAGCUCUGGUGCAUCCUGUUUCCAUUGAUCAUCCUUGAGAUGUUUCUACAACUUGAUUGGAGUCCACCUGUGGUAAAUUCAAUUGUUUGGACAUGAUUUGGAAAGGCACUCACCUGUCUAUAUAAGGUCACACAGCUGACAGUGCAUGUCAGAGCAAAAACCAAGCCAUGAGGUCGAAGGAAUUGUCCGUAGAGCUCCGAGACAGGAUUGUGUCAAGGCACAGAUCUGGGGAAGGGUACCAAAAAUGUCUGCAGCAUUGAAGGUCCCCAAGAACACGGUGGCCUCAAUCAUUCUUUGGAACCACCAAGACUCUUCCUAGAGCUGGCCGCCCGGCCAAACUGAGCAGUCGGGGUAGAAGGGCCUUGGUCAGGGAGGUGACCAAGAACCCGAUGGUCACUCUGAAAGACCUCUAGAGUUGCUCUAUGGAGAUGGGAGAACCUUCCGGAAGGACAACCAUCUCUGCAACACUCCACCAAUCAGGCCUUUAUGGUAGAGUGGCCAGAUGGAAGCCACUCCUCAGUAAAAGGCACAUGACAGCCCGCUUGGAGUUUGCCAAAAGGCACCUAAAGACUCUCAGACCAUGAGAAACAAGAUCCUCUGGUCUGAUGAAACCAAGAUUGAACUCUGGCCUGAAUGCCAAGCGUCACGUCUGGAGGAAACCUGGCACCAUCCCUACAGUGAAGCAUGGUGGUGGCAGCAUCAUGCUGUGGGGACGUUUUUCAGCGGCAGGGACUGGGAAACUAGUCAGGAUCAAGGCAAAUAUGAACGGAGCAAAGUACAGAGAUAUCCUUGAUGAAACCUGCUCAGGACCUCCAGACUGGGGCAAAGGUUCACCUUCAAACAGGACAAUGAGACAAUGCAGGAGUGGCUUCAGGACAAGUCUCUGAAUGUCCUUGAGUGUCCCAGCCAGAGCCCGGACUUGAACCCAAUCGAACAUCUCUGAAGAGACCUGAAAAUAGCUGUGCAGCAACGCUCCCCAUCCAACCUGACAGAGCUUGAGAGGAUCUGCAGAGAAGAAUUGGAGAAACUCCCCAAAUAAAGGUGUGCCAAGCUUGUAGCGUCAUACCCAAGAAGACUCGAGGCUGUAAUCGCUGCCAAAGGUCCUUCAACAAAGUACUCCCUCGCUAGCUCGCUCUUUCUUUGCUGUGAAAGAAGCGAAAGUUUGUGUUCUUGGAAGUAGCCUAUGGCAACUAGCCAACUCGGUCUCCUCCGUUGCAAAAAUACUGAAACUUAGGAGUCGAGAAGCAGAUUUCUAGCGGAAUCGAAACUUGACACCCAGAAAUGGGAGUCGAUGGGCAAGGAGUAGACUCUACACCACUAGUCAAAAGUUGCAAGCUCACGUCUAAAUUCUCAAAUGAAAUACUUACUGCAAUUCCAACCACAAAACGUCUUAGCUUUGAUGCAACAGCGUGCCUAGCUAACAGCUAAAUGUUGUUUGUUUUUUACUUUAUUAUCAUUCUAAUUCUAUUUUUGAGGCUCCACAUGUUGUCAUGGAAAAUAUUUAUGUAGCCAGGCCUUGGCCUAUAGAACUCUAGCUAAUUUGGUCAGGGUGUGAAUAUUCUAGGUUUGUAUUUCUAUGUUUGGCCGGGUGUGGUUCCCAAUCAGAGGCAGCUGUCGCUCGUUGUCUCUGAUUGGGGAUCAUACUUAGGCAGCCAGUUUUCCUGCCUGUGUUGUGGGAUCUUGUUGUGUUCCUGUUUAGGCUUUUGUGUUAGCCCUUUGGACCGUCACGGUUAAGGUUGUUAUUUUGGUUAUUGUGUCGUGUGUUUAUUAGUUAAUAAAUAUGUACGCCUUUCACGCUGCACCUUGGUCCAACCCGUCUCUUAACGUACGUGACAGAAGAUCCCACCACCAAUGGACCAAGCAGCGUGCCCAGGAGGAGCAGAGAGUAUGGACUUGGAGGGAGAUAAGAGAGGAUCUGGCAAGGCAGAUGGAGGCCCUGAAAGGGAUCAGGGUGGAGAAGGAGAGACAGCCCCAAUAAUUUUUUUUGGGGGGGCUAAAAGGGUGGUCGGGGAGCGACAGAGAGGAGCCCCGACCACUGCACUCGUGGGGGCUCAAGGAGGAGUCCUCACUGGAGGAGGACGGGGCGCGGAGUGUAAAGGACGGAGACAGUCAUAGACCUCCAGCGCCGGUUCCCAGUCCGGUACGCCCCGUGCCUGCUCCCCGCACCAAGCCAGUGGUGUGUGUUCCCAGUCCGGCCCGGCCUGUUCCUGCUCCUCGCACCAAGCCAGUGGUGCGUGUGUUCCCAGUCCGGCCCGGCCUGUUCCUGCUCCUCGCACCAAGCCAGUGGUGCGUGUUCCCAGUCCGGCCCGGCUUGUUCCUGUUCCCCGCACCAAGCCAGUGGUGCGUGUUCCCAGUCCGGUAUGCCCCGUACCUGCUCCCCGCACCAAGCCAGUGGUGCGUGUUCCCAGUCCGGCCCGGCUUGUUCCUGCACCUCGCACCAAGCCAGUGGUGCGUGUUCCAGUCCGUCCCGGCCUGUUCCUGCUCCUCGCACCAAGCCGGUGGUGCGCGUCGCCAGUCCGGCCCGACCUGUUCCUGCUCCUCGCACCAAGCCAGGGGUGCGCGUCGCCAGUCGGCCCGGCCUGUUACUGUCACGCCAGUCGGCCCGGGUACUGUCACGCCCUGGCCUAUAGAACUCUAGCUAGUUUGGUCAGGGUGUGAAUAUUCUAGGUUUGUAUUUCUAUGUUUGGCCGGGUGUGGUUCCCAAUCAGAGGCAGCUGUCGCUCGUUGUCUCUGAUUGGGGAUCAUACUUAGGCAGCCAGUUUUCCUGCCUGUGUUGUGGGAUCUUGUUGUGUUCCUGUUUAGGCUUGUGUGUUAGCCCUUUGGACCGUCACGGUUAAGUUUGUUAUUUUGGUUAUUGUGUCGUGUGUUUAUUAGUUAAUAAACAUGUACGCCUUUCACGCUGCACCUUGGUCCAACCCGUCUCUUAACGUACAGUGGGGGAAAAAAGUAUUUAGUCAGCCACCAAUUGUGCAAGUUCUCCCACUUAAAAAGAUGAGAGAGGCCUGUAAUUUUCAUCAUAGGUACACGUAAACUAUGACAGACAAAUUGAGGAAAAAAAUUCCAGAAAAUCACAUUGUAGGAUUUUUUAUGAAUUUAUUUGCAAAUUAUGGUGGAAAAUAAGUAUUUGGUCAAUAACAAAAGUUUCUCAAUACUUCGUUAUAUACCAUUUGUUGGCAAUGACACAGGUCAAUCGUUUUCUGUAAGUCUUCACAAGGUUUUCAUACACUGUUGCUGGUAUUUUGGCCCAUUCCUCCAUGCAGAUCUCCUCUAGAGCAGUAAUGUUUUGGGGCUGUCGCUGGGCAACACGGACUUUCAACUCCCUCCAAAGAUUUUCUAUGGGGUUGAGAUCUGGAGACUGGCUAGGCCACUCCAGGACCUUGAAACACUCCUUCAUUGCCCAGGCGGUGUGUUUGGGAUCAUUGUCAUGCUGAAAGACCCAGCCACGUUUCAUCUUCAAUGCCCUUGCUGAUGGAAGGAGGUUUUCACUCAAAAUCUCACGAUACAUGGCCCCAUUCAUUCUUUCCUUUACACGGAUCAGUCGUCCUGGUCCCUUUGCAGAAAAACAGCCCCAAAGCAUGAUGUUUCCACCCCCAUGCUUCACAGUAGGUAUGGUGUUCUUUGGAUGCAACUCAGCAUUCUUUGUCCUCCAAACACGACGAGUUGAGUUUUUACCAAAAAGUUCUAUUUUGGUUUCAUCUGACCAUAUGACAUUCUCCCAAUCCUCUUCUGGAUCAUCCAAAUGCACUCUAGCAAACUUCAGACGGGCCUGGACAUGUACUGGCUUAAGCAGGGGGACACGUCUGGCACUGCAGGAUUUGAGUCCCUGGCGGCGUAGUGUGUUACUGAUGGUAGGCUUUGUUACUUUGGUCCCAGCUCUCUGCAGGUCAUUCACUAGGUCCCCCCGUGUGGUUCUGGGAUUUUUGCUCACCGUUCUUGUGAUCAUUUUGACCCCACGGGGUGAGAUCUUGCGUGGAGCCCCAGAUCGAGGGAGAUGAUCAGUGGUCUUGUAUGUCUUCCAUUUCCUAAUAAUUGCUCCCACAGUUGAUUUCUUCAAACCAAGCUGCUUACCUAUUGCAGAUUCAGUCUUCCCAGCCUGGUGCAGGUCUACAAUUUUGUUUCUGGUGUCCUUUGACAGCUCUUUGGUCUUGGCCAUAGUGGAGUUUGGAGUGUGACUGUUUGAGGUUGUGGACAGGUGUCUUUUAUACUGAUAACAAGUUCAAACAGGUGCCAUUAAUACAGGUAACGAGUGGAGGACAGAGGAGCCUCUUAAAGAAGAAGUUACAGGUCUGUGAGAGCCAGAAAUCUUGCUUGUUUGUAGGUGACCAAAUACUUAUUUUCCACCAUAAUUUGCAAAUAAAUUCAUAAAAAAUCCUACAAUGUGAUUUUCUGGAAUUUUUUUCCUCAAUUUGUCUGUCAUAGUUGACGUGUACCUAUGAUGAAAAUUACAGGCCUCUCUCAUCUUUUUAAGUGGGAGAACUUGCACAAUUGGUGGCUGACUAAAUACUUUUUUUCCCCACUGUACGUGACAUAAGUAAUUUCCAACAGCCAAAUAGCAACUCUGCUGGAAAUCCAGCUGCAUAUUAAUCUUUGAGAUCACAUAAAUAUCAUGUAUUUUAUUUAUAUAGAUGAGAUUGGCAAAUGACAGAUGUGGAAUGUUAGCUAAAGAGGUUGGUACCCAGACUACCAUAUGUUGUGGCCUCCUGUGGAAUGUGAACUCUCUCUGUGUUUCUCUCAGUGUGGUGAACGCUCUAGAGCUGAAGGACCAUCUCCACAAGCAGGCCAAGAAACUGUCAGCUGGGAUCAAGAGGAAGGUGAGAGAGAGAGAGACACACCUCACAGCACUCUACACGCCUGAACUAACACUGUGGAGAGGAGGGAGACUUUUAGUUCUAAACUGCCUGUCUGAGAGACAUUUGGAGAGAUUAAAUGGGGUUGGUCCAGGGAUUCAGUUAGGGCCUAGCAGUGCCAUCCAUCAUUUAAUGUCCUCUGUCAGCUCAAACAGUCAGUGUUAGCAGAGUAAAAUAACCACCAAGCUUAGCCCUAAACAUUCACCAAAUCCUAACUCUGUACUUUGCUCACUUGUUUCAUUUGUACAUCUGUGGCACAGGAUGUUGACUCGAUUGUUCUGUGUUUCAGCCUAGCCCAACUGUUCAAACCCUUUGCUUUCACUAAUUCUCACUUACCUGUUUAAUUGGAAGCCUAAUAAUAUAUGUGCCCCACUUUGUUGACUGUAUUUUUCUGUAUUUCCUGUUUGUGUGUUUCAGUUGUGCUUUGCUCUCAGCAUGUUGGGGAACCCGCAGAUAGUUCUGCUGGAUGAGCCUUCUACAGGGAUGGACCCCAAGUCCAAACAACGCAUGUGGUGAGACCCGCUCCUCUCUCUGGGACAAUCGGACCAAAACAAUGUUGUCUUGUGGGACAAGACUAAAAAAAUGUUGACAACAAAAUCACACUGCAAUCAACAGAAACUAGAAUGUAUUGUGUACUUUGUACAGUGCCUUGCAAAAGUAUUCAGCCCCCUUGGCGUUUUUCUUAUAUUGUUGCAUUACCACCUGUAAUUUAAAUGGAUUUUUAUUUGGAUUUCAUGUAAUGGACAUGCACAAAAUAGUCCAAAUUGGUGAAGUGAAAUUUAAAAAAUUACUUGUUUCAGAAAAUUAUACAAAAUAAAUAACAGAAAAGUGGUGCGUGCAUAUGUAUUCACCCCCUUUGCUAUGAAGCCCCUAAAUAAGAUCUGGUGCAACCAAUUACCUUCAGAAGUCACAUAAUUAGUUAAAUAAAGUCCACCUGUGUGCAAUCUGUCACAUGAUCUCAGUGUAUAUAUACACCUGUUCUGAAAGGUCCCAGAGUCUGCAACACCACUAAGCAAGGGGCACCACAUAGCAAGCGGCACCAUGAAGACCAAGGAGCUCUCCAAACAGGUCAGGGACAAACUUGUGGAGAAGUACAGAUCAGGGUUGGGUUAUAAAAAAAUAUCAGAAACUUUGAACAUCCCACAGAGCACUAUUAAAUCCAUUAUUUAAAAAAUUGAAAGAAUAUGGCACCACAACAAACCUGCCAAGAGAGGGCCGCCCACCAAAACCGACGGACCAGGCAAGGAGGGCAUUAAUCAGAGAGGCAACAAAGAGACCAAAGAUAACCCUGAAGGAGCUGCAAAGCUCCACAGCGGAGAUUGGAGUAUCUGUCCAUAGGACCACUUUAAGCCGUACACUCCACAGAGCUGGGCUUUACGGAAGAGUGGUCAGAAAAAAGCCAUUGCUUAAAGAAAAAAAGAAGCAAACACGUUUGGUGUUUGCCAAAAGGCAUGUGGGGGACUCCCCAAACAUAUGGAAGAAGGUACUCUGGUCAGAUGAGACUAAAAUUGAGCUUUUUGGCCAUCAAGGAAAACGCUAUGUCUGGCGCAAACCCAACACCUCUCAUCACCCCGAGAACCCCUUCCAUGGUGGAAGCAUGGUGGUGGCAGGAUCAUGCUGUGGGGAUGUUUUUCAUCGGCAGGGACUGGGAAACUGGUCAGAAUUGAAGGAAUGAUGGAUGGCGCUAAAUACAGGGAAAUUCUUGAGGGAAACCAUUUUCAGUCUUCCAGAGAUUUGAGACUGGGACGGAGGUUCACCUUCCAGCAGGACAAUGACCCUAAGCAUACUGCUAAAGCAAGACUCAAGUGGUUUAAAGGGAAAUAUUGAAAUGUCUUGGAAUGGCCUAGUCAAAGCCCAGACCUCAAUCCAAUUGAGAAUCUGUGGUAUGACUUAAAGAUUGCUGUACACCAGCAGAACCCAUCCAACUUGAAGGAGCUGGGGCAGUUUUGCCUUGAAGAAUGGGCAAAAAUCCCAGUGGCUAGAUGUGCCAAGCUUAUAGAGACAUACCACAAGAGACUUGCAGCUGUAAUUGCUGCAAAAGCUGGCACUACAAAGUAUUGACUUUGAGGGGGUGAAUAGUUAUGCACGCUCAAGUUUUCUGUUUUUUUGUCUUAUUUCUUGUUUGUUUCACAAUAAAUAAAUAAAAUGCAUCUUCAAAGUGGUAGGCAUGUUGUGUAAAUCAAAUGAUACAAACCCCCCCAAAAUCAAUUUUAAUUCCAGGUUGUAAGGCAACAAAAUAGGAAAAAUGCCAAGGGGGGGUGAAUACUUUCGCAAGCCACUGUAUAUGUAUAUCAACUUCAGCCUAAAAUGUUUUCAGUUUUUCUUUUAGUUUUAGGUUUUAUUGUUCUACUCUGUUAAGUAACCAGUAAAGUGCUAAGGCUAUGGUCCUUCUGUUCCUCCGUUGUGUCCUGUCUCCAGGAGGGCUAUCCGGGCAGCGUUUAAGAACCACAAGCGCGGAGCCAUCCUGACCACUCACUACAUGGAGGAGGCUGAGGCGGUGUGUGACCGCGUGGCCAUCAUGGUGGCAGGGCAGCUCAGGUGAGUGUUGGGGUGAAGAUGGGGGGAACAUAGAGUUGGAUAGAGGGUGCACAACACUGUUUUUGUUGUGCCCUCUAUCCAAUUCUAUGGGGGGGGGGGGGGAUGUCCAGAAACUCUGACAUUGGGGCAAAGGUGUUAUGUUGUAAUUACAUUGCUUUGGCUAAUAAUCUAUGUCGCAAUAACUUAUUUAUAUAUUCUUACAGUGAGGGAAAAAAGUAUUUGAUCCCCUGCUGAUUUUGUACGUUUUCCCACUGACAAAGAAAUUAUCAGUCUAUAAUUUUAAUGGUAGGUUUAUUUGAACAGUGAGAGACAGAAUAACAACAAAAAAAUCCAUACAAACGCAUGUCAAAAAUGUGAUAAAUUGAUUUGCAUUUUAAUGAGGGAAAUAAGUAUUUGACCCCCUCUCAAUCAGAAAGAUUUCUGGCUCCCAGGUGUCUUUUAUACAGGUAACGAGCUGAGAUUAGGAGCACACUCUUAAAGGGAAUACUCCUAAUCUCAUUUUGUUACCUGUAUAAAAGACACCUGUCCACAGAAGCAAUCAAUCAAUCAGAUUCCAAACUCUCCACCAUGGCCAAGACCAAAGAGCUCUCCAAGGAUGUCAGGGACAAGAUUGUAGACCUACACAAGGCUGGAAUGGGCUACAAGACCAUUGCCAAGCAGCUUGGUGAGAAGGUGACAACAGUUGGUGCGAUUAUUCGCAAAUGGAAGAAACACAAAAUAACUGUCAAUCUCCCUCGGCCUGGGGCUCCAUGCAAGAUCUCACCUCGUGGAGUUGCAAUGAUCAUGAGAAAGGUGAGGAAUCAGCCCAGAACUACACGGGAGGAUCUUGUCAAUGAUCUCAAGGCAGCUGGGACCAUAGUCACCAAGAAAACAAUUGGUAACACACUACGCCGUGAAGGACUGAAAUCCUGCAGCGCCCGCAAGGUCCCCCUGCUCAAGAAAGCACAUAUACAGGCCCGUCUGAAGUUUGCCAAUUAACAUCUGAAUGAUUCAGAGGAGAACUGGGUGAAAGUGUUGUGGUCAGAUGAGACCAAAUUGGAGCUCUUUGGCAUCACCUCAACUCGCUGUGUUUGGAGGAGGAGGAAUGCUGCCUAUGACCCUAUGUUUUUCUGCUAAGGGGACAGGACAACUUCACCGCAUCAAAGGGACGAAGGACGGGGCCAUGUACCGUCAAAUCUUGGGUGAGAACCUCCUUCCCUCAGCCAGGGAAUUGAACAUGGGUCGUGGAUGGGUAUUCCAGCAUGACAAUGACCCAAAACACACGGCCAAGGCAACAAAGGAGUGGCUCAAGGAAGAAGCACAUUAAGGUCCUGGAGGAGCCUAGCCAGUCUCUAGACCUUAAUCCCAUAGAAAAUCUGUGGAGGGAGCUGAAGGUUUGAGUUGCCAAACGUCAUGCUCGAAAACCUUAAUGACUUGGAGAAGAUCUGCAAAGAGGAGUGGGACAAAAUCCCUCCUGAGAUGUGUGAAAACCUGGUGGCCAACUACAAGAAACGUCUGACCUCUGUGAUUGCCAACAAGGGUUUUGCCACCAAGUACUAAUUCAUAUUUUGCAGAGGGGUCAAAUACUUAUUUCCCUCAUUAAAAUGCAAAUCAAUUUAUAACAGUUUUGACAUGCGUUUUUCUGGAUUUUUGUUGUUGUUAUUCUGUCUCUCACUGUUCAAAUAAACAGUUCACUAUAGACUGAUCAUGUCUUUGUUAGUGGGCAAACGUACAAAAUCAGCAGGGGAUCAAAUACUUUUUUCCCUCACUGUAUGUUGUAAUAACUGUUACAAGUAUGUAUUUUAGUCAUACUGUAUUGAGGUAUAUUUUAGUGUUUAGAUAUUUGUAUUUUUUUGUCUUUAUUAAAGAUCCCAUUAGCUUCUUCCAAGGCAGCAGCUAUUCUUCCUGGGGCCCAGUCACAUUAAGUAACAUCACAAAAUAAACAAACAAAAAGCAAAAUAAAAACAGUACAUCACAUAACAUCUCCACACCACUACAUACUGUAGGACUUGUUUUGUUGAUACUCUUGUCAAGAGCAGAGCAUUGCAUUAUUACGGACAGACCUCUCCCCAUCUUAGCUACCAUUGCGUCAAUAUGUUUUGACCAUGACAGUUUACAAUCCAGGGUUACGCCAAGCAGUUUAGUCUCCUCAACUUGCUCAAUUUUCACAUUAUUCAUUACAAUAUUUAGUUGAGGUUUAGGGUUUAGUUAAUGGUUUGUCCCAAAUAAAAUACUUUUCGUUUUUGAAAUAUUUAGUACUAGCUUAUUACUUGCCACCUAUUCUGAAAUUGACUGCAAUUCUUUGUUAAAUGUUGCAGUGAUUUCACACGCUGUGGUAGCUGACGUGUAUAAUGUUCAGUCAUCAGCAUAUAUAGAUAUAGGCUUUAAUCAGUGCCAGUGGCAGGUCAUUAGUAAAGAUUGAAAAAAGUAAGGGGCCUAGACAACUGCCCUGUGGAAUGCCCGAUUCUACCUGGAAAAUGUUGGAGAGGCUUCCAUUAAAGAACACCCUCUGUGUUCUGGUAGACAGUUAACUCUCGAACCAGAAAUUAUCAAUUUCUUUCAGCCAAUCAUUGGUCAUUUGUGUAAGUACUUUACAUGUUGAGUGCCCCUCCCUAUAAGCAUGCUGAAAGUAAGUUGUUAAUUUGUUUACUGUGAAAUAGCAUUGUAUCUGUUCAAACACCAUUUUUUCAAAAGGUUUACUAAGGGUUGGUAGCAGGCUGAUUGGUCGGCUGUUUGAGCCAGUAAAGGGUGCUUUCGCUAUUGUUGGGUAGCGGAAUGACUUUUGCUUCCCUCCAGGCCUGAGGGCACACACUUUCCUGUAGGCUUAGAUUGAAGAGAUGACAAAUAGGAGUGGCAAUAUAGUCCGCUAUCAUCCUCAAUAAUUUUCCAUCCAAGUUGUCAGACCCAGGUGGCUUGUCAUUGUUGAUAGACAACAAUAAUUUUUUCACCUCUUCCACACACUUUACGGAAUUCUAAAUUACAAUGCUUGUCUUUCAUAAUUUGGUCAAUUAUUAAUGGAUGAGUAGGUUCAGAGUUUGUUGUUUUCAUGUCGUGCCUAAGUUUGCUAAUCUUGCCAAUGAACAAAAUCAUUAAAGUAGUUGGCAAUAUCAGUGGGUUUUGUGAUGAAUGAGUCACCUGAUUCAAUGAAGGAUGGAGCUGAGUUUGCGUUUUUGCCCAAAAUGUCAUUUAUAAUAAUAAUAUGCCAUUUAGCAGACGCUUUUAUCCAAAGCGACUUACAGUCAUGCGUGCAUAAACAUUUUUUUGUGUAUGGGUGGUCCCGGGGAUCGAACCCACUACCUUAGCGCUACAAGCGCCGUGCUCUACCAGCAAAGCUUUUUUACUGUCUUUGUUUCAUAGUAGUUUCUUCUUCUUUUUGUUUAAUUUAGUCACAUGAUUUCUCAAUUUACAGUACGUUUGACGAUUUAUUUGCCAUUCCUUUUGAUUUGUCCCUCUCAACCAGAAAUGUUUUUAAUUCCUCAUCAAUCCACGGGAAUUUAACAGUUUUUACGGUCAUUUGUCUUUAUGGGUGCAUGCUUAUUAGUAACUGGAAUAAGCAAUUUCAUAAAUGUGUCAAGUGCAGCGUCUGGUUGCUCCUCAUUACACAUAACAGACCAGCAAAUAUUAUUUACAUCAACAACAUAGGAAUCACUACAAAACCUCUUGUAUGACCUCUUAUACACUAUAUUAGGCCCAGACUUUGGAACUUUGGUUUUCCUAGAUAUGGCCACUAAAUUAUGAUCACUACAUCCGAUGGAUGUGGAUACUGCUUUAGAGGAGAUUUCUGCAGCAUUGCCAAAGAUGUGAUCAAUACAUGUUGAUGAUUUAAUUCAUGUGCUUGUGUUUUCUGUGUGGUGCUGAGAUCUGGUGGUUAAUUGGGGAGUUGAUUUGUGAUCGAUGAUGGUGGUGGUGAUGACGAUGUGUCCUCUGUCUCUCAGGUGUAUUGGUUCUAUCCAGCACCUGAAGGGGAAGUAUGGGCGUGGCUACAGCCUGGAGGUGAAGCUGAGAGAGGAGCUGACGGGGCUCCAGCAGGUGGCGCUGCUCCACAAGGAGAUACGACGAAUCUUCCCUCAUGCUGCAAGACAGGAGAGGUGAGUCAGAGCAGAGGUGUGUGUGUGUGUGUGUGUGUGUGUGUGUGUGUGUGUAAUGACAUGCUAAAGCUGUCUCUGUCUUGCAGCUUUGCCAUCCUGAUGGUUUACAAGAUCCCCAUGGAGGACGUCAAGUCUCUGGCCAAGUCCUUCUCUCAGCUAGAGAGUGGUGAGUCGUGUGUGUGUGUCUCAGUUGGUAGGGCAUGGCGCCUGCAACGUCAGGGUUGUGGGUUCGAUUCCCACGGGGGACCAGUAUGAAAAAGUAAAAACAUGUAUGCACUCCCUACUGUAAAUCGCUCUGGAUUAGAGCGUCUGCUAAAUGACUAAAAUGUUAAAUGUGUGUGAUCACUCUCUGAUCACCUGCCUCGUGUUUCAUUGAUCAGUUACAAUGUAUUAAAAAUACAUAAUAAUGUAUUCUAAUGUCCUCUACUCCUCUGCCUCCAGCUAAGCAAGCUUUCAACUUUGAAGAGUACAACUUUUCACAAUCUACCUUAGAGCAGGUAAGAACUCCCUUGUGAACCUUACCUUGAAUGUCAUGUGAUCUUACAUAAUUUUACAUUGUAGUCAUUUAGCAGACGCUCUUAUCCAGAGAGAGUACUUGUCUUUCUUUCGUUCUUCCUCCCCCUCUCUCAGGUGUUCAUGGAGUUUGCUAAGGAGCAGGAGAAAGAGGAAGAGGAAGUGGGUUCCCUCAGCACCACGUUUCAGUGGCAGCGCCUCCGCCAGGACGGCCCUGUGCCUGUCAACCAAGCAGACAGCAUUGUGCACCAGCUCUGA
Messenger RNA from Coregonus sp. 'balchen', 46813 nucleotides. The record is from the annotation of a GenBank genome assembly. NCBI's taxonomy places the organism in Eukaryota, Metazoa, Chordata, Actinopteri, Salmoniformes, Salmonidae.